CCCGCUCCCGGUAUCGUGUAUCAUGCCAGCAAAAGCGGCGAGUCUCAAAAUAGCCCCAAACAUCUCAGCGCGCCCCCCCCUCCUACUAAGCCCCUAGGAGCACCGCGGCAGCGCUACCCACCGUCGCGAUACGCAUUCAACGCUCGCUAUUCGCAAACGACCGACGUCUUGGUUCCGAGAUGCUUCGGGGAUGAUGACUUAACUUCUGUCAAUUGAGCCUUUCGGCAACGAACUUAGAGAUAGAGACACUCUUUUUAUUUUUUUCCUCUCGACACUCGAACUCUACUUUCUUAUUACGUGUUGUGAUUUUUGUGAUUUUUUUACGAAUCUGUGAAUAUAUUGUGGUGGCGAAAUGAGUCAACGUCAGCAGCAACAGCAGAUGUCUCAGCAGACUCAGCAACAGCAACAGACCCAAAGGGUGACCAGGACAGAGCAACAUGUCACUAGGCAGGUCACGGGUCACUAUUCAGGUGGUCAAAUGACAGUAGAACAGAUCCAGAAACUUCCUGGAUUUGGACCAAAUGCAUUCCCGCCUGUAUUCGAUAAGGUCUUCAGCAACGACCGUUUUGCGCAAGGCGGUGUUGCCACAUUUGAAGGCCGUGUUGUGGGCAAACCUCAACCAACGAUAUCGUGGACGAGAAAUGGAGCACCACUCUUCAGUUCACAGAAGCAUCGACUAACGUAUAACGAACAAACAGGUGACAUCACCUUCCAGAUCCACCAAAUCGGCCCUGGAGAUGAAGGUGAAUACGUCUGCACAGCCAAAAACCAGCACGGCCAAGCCGUCUGCUCCGUGUACAUAUCUCCAGAAGGAAUGCAACCACCAAAACCAGCCUUCUCAAAGUACGACCAGAGCUCCAUCACCUACACCAAUGGUACGAUCACCGAGGAGUUCAAAAUCGACACCUUCGAAUACAGGCUGCUUAGGGAAGUCUCAUUCAGAGAAUCUAUCACCAGGAGGUCCAGCUACGAGAAGGACUCUCAGGUCUCGACGACGAUAGAGAGGUCUUUGGGUCCAGCUGCUCCACCACAGGUGUCCCAAAAACCGCGCAACUCCAAACUUCUUGAAGGCUCCGACGCAGUCUUCUCGGCCAAACUAUCCGCCAAUCCUAGACCAAGAAUCACCUGGUUCAAGAACGGCCAGAGGAUCGUGGAAUCCAACAAGUACGAAUCCACUUUCUCCAACAAUCAAGCUAGUUUGAAAGUGAAGAAAGCAACAGCCGACGACUCUGGUCACUACACUUUGCUAGCAGAGAACCCACAAGGCUGCGUAGUAUCAUCAGCAUAUUUGGCCAUUGAGCCUGUGGCCACCCAAGAGGGGCUUAUCCAUGAGUCCACGUUCAGGCAACAGACGCAGACUGAGACUGAAACUGAGUCAUCUGGAAAGGCUCUGGCACCGAACUUUGUACGAGUCUGCGGAGACAGAGACAUCACGGAAGGGAAGAUGACCAGGUUUGACUGUAGAGUCACUGGUCGACCAUAUCCUGAGGUCACGUGGUACAUUAAUGGAAAACAAGUCACCGACGAUCACAACCACAAAAUCCUAGUAAACGAAUCGGGCAACCACGCUCUGAUGAUCACAUCCGUCAGCAGGAACGACUCUGGUGUGGUGACGUGUGUCGCCCGGAAUAAAUCCGGAGAAACGUCGUUCCAAUGCAACUUAAAUGUUAUCGAGAAAGAGCAGAUGGUUGCGCCCAAAUUUGUCGAGAGGUUUAGCACGGUCAAUGUAGCUGAAGGAGAACCGGUGGUUCUGAAUGCCAGAGCCGUCGGUACUCCCACACCACGAAUCACUUGGCAGAAGGACGGCGUACCGCUAGCAAGCGGACCCGACUGCAGAAUUACAACCGACGGUGGGGCGUCCACUUUGGACAUUUCUCGCGCGAAGGCAUCAGAUGCCGCAUGGUACCAGUGCACUGCACAGAACGUCGCCGGCUCCACCGCUACAAGGGCAAGGUUGUUUGUGCAAACACCACAAGGUCCUACCCCCGAACCAAGACGCCUUCACUUACCCAGGCCUACGAAAGUCAUCGAACCUGAACCCGAACCUGGUCCAGAAGUGAUUUACCUCCGUCAUGUCGAACGAUCAAGACCUUAUCUGCCCCCAGGAGAAGAGGAUAGAAUUUAUCCUCCCCCACAAUUCAUUAUUCCUUUGAGAGAUGCCAUUCAAUAUGAAGGAGGAAAGAUUCACUUUGAAGCCAGGAUUGAGCCAGUUGGCGAUCCCACCAUGGUAGUUGAAUGGUUUUUGAAUGGAAAGCCAAUGGCAGCCAGCUCGAGAGCAACAUCCGUCUUCCGCUUCGGUUUCAUCGCUUUAGAUCUCAUCAGCCUCAUCAUGAACGAUGCCGGCGAGUACGUUUGCCGCGUUACCAGCUCAACUGGCUGCGUGGAAUCACGCGCGUACUUGCAAGUCAAACCCAGACCUUCUAUCGAGCAGAGCAGUCAGCACCCAGAUAGCUUACAGUACAUACAGCAGCUGGAGGACUACUCGAAGUUCCAGAGGCAGGAGAGCCUCGACGAAAAGUCGAACCAGAAGCCUCACUUCAUCCGUCCACUCCAGGAUUUGGGCGAGCUGCAAGAGGGCAGGAACGCCCAUUUCGAAGCGCAACUCACCCCGGUCAGCGACCCCACGAUGAAAGUGGAGUGGUACAAAGAUGGUCGACCAAUAACCGCCAGUUCACGUAUCACCACCAUCUUCAACUUCGGCUACGUCUCUCUGAACAUAAUGCACCUACGGGCCGAAGAUGCGGGUACGUACACUGUGCGGGCCGUUAACCAUUUGGGAGAAGCCAUCAGCUCUGCUUCGGUGAGGGUCUUGGCCAGGUCCACCGUCACCGGUGACUUGGGCAUCCCCGAACAACAGAAAUACAUUGAAAAGGUCGAACAGCUGGAAGCCUACCAGCAACAACAGCACCAGAAAUACGUCAUCGAGUCUCCAGAGAGCUCGCAACCACCCGUCUUCAAGACACCCAUCAAAGACCAAAAUGAAAUCCGUGAAGGGGGCUUUGCUCACUUCGAAGCCCGCUUGGAACCUGUUGGUGACUCAACACUAAAAGUAGAAUGGCUGAAAGAUGGGCGUUCCGUGGAAGCUAGCUCCAGGAUCACCAGUUUCUUCAACUUCGGAUACGUAGCACUCACUAUUAAAGAUGUAACCGUCCACGAUGUGGGUCACUACACGUGUAGAGCAUUCAACGCUAUGGGCGAAGCUAGCACCACCGCUCAGUUAAGCGUGGUCAGCAAAAAGGAUAUUAUUUUCGAUUCGCAACAUCCUGGUGGUUUGGAAAAGAUCCAACAUCUGGAGGACUCUAGUCGGUAUAUGAGAAAAGACAAGGAAGAAGUUACUGUGACACAGCAACCAAGGUUUUUGGGACCACUGAAAGGAACUAACAGAAUUGUAGAAGGACAACGGGCCCACUUUGAAGCUAGAGUAGAACCACAGAGUGACACAACUCUGAAAAUCGAAUGGUACUUUAACGGAAAGCCAGUUCAACCAGCCAACAGGAUCCAGACGUAUCAUGAUUUUGGAUACGUCGCACUGGAUAUUUUGAGCGUACGUGGAGAAGAUGCUGGCACCUACACAGUUGUAGCUAGAAACGCUAUGGGUGAAGCUCAGUUGUCUGCUAGCAUGGUCGUAGAAACACGAGCCAGUAUAGAUACCAGAAGCAUGCACAAAAGCGCAAUUGACAAAACCAGACACAUUGAAGAAUCGAAAUUCGUGGAGCCACAGUACGACAUCGAAGAGCUCUGCAAGUCCAAGCCAGUCUUCGUGGUACCUUUAUCUGACCCACCACCGGUGUCUGAGGGUAGAAACAUCCACCUGGAAUGCCGACUGGAGCCAAUGGGCGACCCAACCAUGAGAGUCGAGUGGUACUGGAAUGGUAGACCGAUUACUGUUGGUUCACGAUUCAGAACCUACAAUGACUUUGGUUUCGUUGCUUUGGACAUCAUCCACGCUAACGCUGCGGAUUCUGGAGAGUAUACUGUAAGAGCAGUCAAUCAGCUUGGAUCUGCACAUACCUCCUCUUGCGUUAGGGUUAUUGGUAAAUCAGACAUCAUUACUGAUAGCCAGCAUGAACAGUCUCUGGAACAAAUCCAGCAUCUUGAGGAUUCUUCAAGAUAUCGCAAACAGAUGCAGGAGGAUGUCACUGUGCUCCAAGCUCCUCAAUUCACAAGGCCCCUUCAUAACAUUGAGACAGUUGAGGGUACCAACGUUCAUAUGGAAUGUCGAUUGCAACCUGUUGGUGAUCCAACAAUGAAAGUAGACUGGUUUGUCAAUGGUGUACCUGUCAAGACAGGUCAUCGUUUCAGACCGGCAUAUGACUUUGACUAUGUGGCUUUGGACCUACUUAGCGUGUAUCCAGAAGACUCUGGUGUUUAUACAUGCCAAGCAAGAAAUCAGCUCGGUGAAGCUGUCACGUCCUGUGCAGUUAAAGUGAUCGCAAAGAAGGAUUUGCUUCUGGAGACCCAACACCCUGGUGGGUUGGAGAAAAUCCAGUACCUUGAGGACUCGUCCAGAUAUAAGAGAACAGAAUUUGUUGAUGAACAAGUAACUGUCAAACCAAGGUUUGUAUCUAAACCAAAGAACCUUGAACACAUGGUUGAGGGGAAACAUGCUCACUUUGAGUGUAAAAUUGAACCUGUGACCGAUCCUAACUUGAAGGUUGAGUGGUUCAAGAAUGGUCGCCCCGUAACAGUUGGACACAGAUUCAGACCGAUCCAUGACUUUGGAUACGUAGCUCUGGAUAUCGUAGACCUGAUCGCUGAGGAUUCAGGCACAUACACUUGCCGCGCUACCAAUCUUGUCGGUGCAGAUGAGGUCAACUGUCACUUGAAGUGCAGACAAACAGGACAGAUCAUCACUUCCACUCAAAACGAAAGCGGCUUGCAACAAAUCCAACAUUUGGAAGAUCGCAGUCGUUACCAAAGGCAUGAGCAAGUGGAUGAAAUCACUACUCAGGCACCAAUCUUCACGACAUCGCUGAAGAACGUUGACAUCAAAGAAGGGCAAAGAGCCCAUUUCGAAUGUAGACUAAUCCCAGUAUCAGAUUCAACCAUGAAGGUAGAAUGGUUCCACAAUGGUCAACCACUAAAGUCCGGAUCACGAUUCACUGAAACCAACAGCUUCGGUUUCGUAGCUUUGGAUAUCUUAUACGCCUACCCUGAAGACUCUGGCACCUACACUUGCAGAGCUACAAACGCGCUGGGUGAAGCCAUAACUUCAGCUGUAUGCAAUGUCCAAUCAAAGAAAUCGAUUUACCAAGAGACCGUCCACGAAGGAGCUUUGGAGAAAAUCUCUGAAUUGGAAGAUUCUUCCCGCUACCAACGCAAGACUGUUCAAGAAGAGAGUGUCAGUCAGGCUCCUAUGUUUACCAUGCCCUUGAAAGAUCUGAGGGUUGCUGAGAACCAAGCUGCUCACUUUGAAGCUCGUCUCAUACCUGUUGGUGACUCUAGGCUGAAGGUUGAAUGGUUGCGUAAUGGAGUACCAAUAGAAGCAUCAAACCGCAUCACAACAAUGCAUGACUUCGGUUAUGUUGCAUUGAACAUGAAGUACGUCAAUCCAGAGGACUCCGGCACUUAUACAUGCCGUGCUGUCAAUGACCUAGGUGAAGCUGUAACGUCAUCUACACUCUUCGUCCAAUCCAAAGCUUCCCUCCAGCUGGAAUCUCAGCACGAGGGAGCCCUUCAGAAGAUCCGUCAACUUGAGGACCACUCCAAAUACCAACGACGUGAGGAGGAGGAGACCAUCGUUACUCAAGCUCCGGUCUUUACCACCCACCUCAAUGGUCCCACUGAACUCGUAGAGGGACAAAGCGCCCACUAUGAAUGUCGCAUUGAACCUUAUCCAGAUUCUAGCUUGAAGGUGGAGUGGCUACACAAUGGAAAACCAUUGACCACUGGACACAGGUUCCGUACUGCGUACGAUUUUGGUUUUGCCAGUUUGGACGUCCUGACCGCGUAUGCUGAAGAUUCUGGAGAAUACACCUGCAGAGCUACGAACCGCAUUGGACAAGCCACAUCAUCAGUCCACACAAACAUCAAAUCUAAGUCAUCGAUCAUUCGUGAAACACAACACGAAGGAGCUCUGCGCAAGAUCCAACACUUAGAAGAUGACUCCAAAUACAAACGCGUAUCUCAUGAAGAUUCAGUUGUUCUGGAGAAACCUCAAUUUGGUCGCGGCUUGAAGACCAUCGAGAACCUUCCAGAAGGAUCAAGCGCGCACCUGGAAGCAACAUUAACUCCAGUAAAUGAUGCAACCAUGAAAGUAGAAUGGUUCUGCAAUGGAAGACCCAUCCAAACUGGACACAGGUUCAAGACCACUUAUGACUUCGGCUACGUAGCCCUGGACAUCCUAUAUGCCUACGCUGAAGACAGCGGUACCUACAUGUGCCGUGCAAGAAAUGCAGUAGGUGAAGCCGUCACAACUGCUGGAGUGACAGUUAUCGGCAAAUCAGGCCUGGAAUUGGACACCCUCGAUGAGCAACGUCUCACCAAGAUCCGUCAACUUGAGAGCUAUGAAAGACCGAGGAAGGAAGAAGUCGAAGCUCCUCCACAGAAACCGGUCUUCCUCACUCCACUCGUCAGCUUGGAAAAUCUCAAGGAAGGAGAGCAUGCCCAUCUUGAAACAAGAGUGGAGCCCGUUAAUGACGCGAACCUGAAGAUCGAAUGGUUUGUCAAUGGUGUUAAGCUACGUGCUGGACAUCGUUUCCGUACCACGCAUGACUUUGGCUAUGUCGCUCUCGAUAUUCUCUACGCUUACCCUGAAGAUAGUGGUACCUAUAUGUGUAAGGCCACUAACCUCGUUGGAGAGGCUGUCAAUACCUGUACAAUUAGAGUAGGAGGCAGAAAGAGCAUCCUACUUGAUACUCACCACCCAGAAGGUCUCGAAAAAAUCAGAGAACUGGAAGCCCAAGGACAUCCAGCUCGCUUGGAGAUCGAGGAACCACCUGCGGAACCACCACGGUUCGUAACGGAAUUACGUGGUACAACUGAAAUCUAUGAAGGACAAACCGCUCACUUUGAAGCCCAAGUGAAGCCCAUUCACGACGCCAAUCUAAGGAUAGAGUUCUACCACAACGGAAAGCCUCUUCCGUCUGCUAAUAGAUUCCAUAUCACGUUCGAUUUUGGAUACAUUGCGUUGGACAUUGGUCACGCAGCUCCAGAAGAUGCAGGAGAGUACUCCGUUAAAGCAAUCAACAAUAUGGGACAAUGCGUAUCUUCCAUCAACCUGAGGGUUAUUGCCAAGGAUAGCAUCAUCAUGGAGUCACAAAGACCAGAAGGUUUAGACAAGAUCAGGCAACUAGAGGAGCACCAAGCCUACAAGCGUCCAGAAGUCGACGAACCUGUAACCAGACAAAGACCAGUCUUCACUCAACCACUCCAAAACAUAGACUUCAUCUCAGAAGGACAAACCGCCCACUUUGAAUGCCGUUUGAUCCCUGUUGGAGAUCCGACACUCAAGGUUGAGUGGUUCAGAAAUGAGAAACCAUUAGAAGAUAGCUCUCGUAUCACCAAAGUACAUGACUUUGGUUUCGUCUCUUUGGAUAUCCGCCAGGUAACAGAUAGAGAUGAAGGUGUUUAUAUCUGCAGAGCUACGAAUCCACUCGGAGAAGCUGUCACGACUGCAUCUAUGAAAGUUAGAACCAAGGCCAGCAUCCAGUUGGAGACCCAACACCCAGAAGCUCAACGUAAGAUAGCCCAGCUUGAACAACCUCACGCACCAAGACCAGAAGAGCCUGAGCGCGAGUUUGAGAAACCCAUCUUCACUCAACUGCUUACUGGUCCAACAGAGCUAUGGGAAGGCCAACAUGCCCAUUAUGAAGCCCGUGUAGUACCAGUCGGUGAUCCUAACUUGAGAUUUGAGUGGUAUGUCAACGGAGUCGAAUUGAAGCUUGGCUCCAGGUUCAAGGUCACCCAUGACUUUGGAUUCGUCACUCUUGAUAUUAUGUCAACUGUCAAAGAAGAUUCUGGUGUGUACAUGUGCAAGGCCAUUAACAAAGCCGGUGAAGCUGUGUCUUCCAUAUCACUUAAAGUUAAGCCGAAAUCUAGCAUCAUUGGGGAACCAUUGCAGCCUGAUGCAUGGCAGAAAAUUCAGUUAAAGGAAGCUGAAAUGAACAAAGUACCUGAAAUGUUCGUUGACACCACCCCACAACAACCACCUGUAUUUACAACGCAUCUGAAGAGCUACGACAACUUAGUUGAAGGUCAGCACGUAUACCUUGAAGCUCAAGUAGAGCCUAGAGCAGAUCCUAACCUUCGUAUUGAAUGGUUUAAGAACGGCAUUUCUUUAGCAACUGGCACUAGACUCAAGAGCACAUUCGACUUCGGUCUAGUCACAUUAUCCAUCAACGGAUUGAGAGAUGAUGAUUCUGCUAUAUACACCUGCAAGGCAACUAACAAGCUUGGUGAAGCCAUCUCAACUUGUUCUCUCAAGAUUGAAGGACAUCACUGGCUAUUGGGACAAACCUUACAUCCUGAUGCUCUUCCGAAGCUUGAAGCUUUGGAAAGACCAUCGGAAGGACGUCCUGAGGCUCCUGAACCCACCUAUGAACUACCUAUCUUCAUCACUCACUUAAACAAUAUCGAGUGUAUGGAAGGAGACAAUGUUCACUUUGAAUGUAAUGUCGAACCUUCCAAAGAUCCCACUCUUAAAAUUGAAUGGUUCGUAAAUGGCAAACCACUACCGAGUGGUGCCAAAUACAAGUCAACCUACGAUUUUGGAUAUGUUGCUUUGGACAUCACAAAUACCUACGAAGAAAAUUCUGGCAUAUACACUUGUAAAGCUACUAACAGCAAGGGUUCAGCUACGACAUCGGGAUCACUACGUUGCAUUGCUAAAAAGAGCAUCUACCUGGAUACACAGCAUCCUCAAGGCAAAGCUGGUUUGGAAAAGGUAGAGGAAGUUGAAGAGGCAGUUGCUGGAAAGUACAGGAGACAACCUUCAGCUCCUGAAAAAGAAUUCGGAAAGCCAGUAUGGACCAUUCCCCUCAAUCCAGAGUUUAGACUUGUUGAGGGACAGCCUUUACAUUUAGAAGGAACCGUGGAACCAAAGGAAGACCCUAACAUGAAGAUCGAAUGGUUCUUCAACGGCAAGUCACUAGAACAUGGUAGCAGAUUCAAGCUCACCCAUGAUUUUGGAUUUGUAACAUUGGAUGUAACUGACGUUUAUGACAGAGACCAAGGUAUUUACACCUGCAAAGCUUACAACAAGUCAGGAGAAGCAUUCACGUCCACUACAAUUUACUGCACAAGCAAGGCUAACCUGAUCGAACGUACCCAACAUCCUAAAGGACAAGAGGGUCUUGGAAAGAUUCAAGAUCUUGAAGAGUCGCUAGGUAGACACGAGUUGCCAGUUGCAGAAUCUGAGGAAGGUCACGCACCUGUAUUCACAUCUGAGUUCACAAACCUUACCAACCUGAGUGAAGGUGAGAUCUCACACUUUGAAGCUGGACUCACACCUAUUGGAGACCAAACCAUGAAAGUGGAAUGGUUCUAUAAUGGUAAAACUAUUGAAGCUUCCCAUAGAUUCAGAACCGUCCAUGCAUUUGGAAUGGUGGUAUUAGAAAUCCUUGGUACUAAGAUCGAAGACUCUGGCACCUACACUUGCAGGGCUACCAACAAAUGGGGUAUGGCUGAACAAAGCGUAACCCUAGAAUGUACUGAGAGGAUCACAGGCCAAAAACCAAAGUUCACAACACACAUCAAGGAUAUAGUGGGUCUGAAGGAUGGCCAAUCCGCUCACUUCGAAUGUACUCUGAUUCCUGUGAAUGAUCCCAACUUGAAGGUAGAAUGGUAUCACAAUGGUCAACCAUUGCUGCAAUCUUCUAGAAUCAAGAGCGUAUCAGACUUCGGAUUCGUCGUUCUAGACAUUUCUUACAUCCAAGACCAAGAUUCUGGAGAGUACGUCUGCAGAGCAUACAAUAAAUAUGGCGAGGACUUCACCAGAGCAACAAUCUCAGCACAUGGCAAAGGAGGAGUAUUUAGCGACAGCUUACAACCAGAAUCACUGGCCAAAAUCAGAGAACUGGAGAGCUUGCAAGGUCAGCAAGCCCAAACACCUACCACACCAGUCACCGAACCACCAAAGUUCAUCACUCAAAUUCAAGACGUCACCAAACUCGUUGAGGGACAAAGCGCUCACUUUGAGGCUCGACUUACGCCUGUCCACGAUCCCGACUUGGUCGUCGAAUGGUACUACAAUGGCAAAAAGUUGCCACAUGGGCACAGAUAUCGCACCUUCCAUGACUUUGGUAUUGUCAUUCUGGAUAUUCUGUAUUGCUAUGAAGAAAACUCUGGAGUCUACGAAUGCAGAGCACAUAACAAAUAUGGGGAAGACUCUACUAAGGCUACUAUGAAAUGUGUUUCGAAGACGAAUCUUAUCCUGGACUCGCAACUCCCGCGGGGCAUGGAAGGUGGAUUAGAAAAAAUUCAAACGCUGGAAGAUUCGAUGUCACGAACAAGAGAAGUAACCGAAGAAGUCAAGAAGGGAAAAGCCCCCGUAUUCACAGUACCUCUAUCGAACAUCGAAAACCUACGCGAAGGCGAGAACUGUCACUUCGAAGCGAGAUUGACUCCAACCGAUGACCCCAACUUGAAGGUUGAGUGGUACUGGAAUGGAAAGCCACUAAGAACUGGUUCCAGGUUCCGUACAUUCUGUGACUUCGGAUUUGUCAUCCUUGAAAUCUCUCCCGUGUAUCCAGAAGAUUCUGGAGAGUACUCCUGCAGAGCGUUCAAUGAGUACGGAGAAGCUGUCACUACUGCUUCGAUGAAAAUAUCCGGGAAGAGAAGCAUCAUCUUGGAAUCUCAAUUGCCCAAAGGCAUGGAAGGUACCAUUGAAAAGAUCGCCGAGCUGGAAGGUCUGGGUGCAGCACCAUCUCCAAUGAGUCCAGAUGAUGACACUGGCAAGCCACCAGAAUUCAUUACUACUCCUUCAGAUCUAACAAUGACCGAAAACGGUCUCGCUCACUUCGAAUGCAGGUUGAUCCCAGUCAAUGAUCAAAGCAUGAGGGUUGAAUGGUUCCACAACGGAAAACCACUGUGGUCCGGUUCCAGAAUAAAGACCAUCAAUGAUUUUGGAUUCGUCAUCCUGGAAAUCGCCGGAGUUUACCAAAGAGAUUCUGGCGUGUACACCUGCAAAGCGACCAACAAACAUGGUGAAGCAUCCGUCUCAUGUCAACUGCAAGUCAAGGGAAGACAGGGCAUCAUCAUGGAACCACAGCUACCUUCCAACUUCAGGAGCGGUACCGAAAGCAUCCAGAAACUAGAAGAACAGUUACACAAGAGAGAAGAAAUAUUGAGUGAGGAAGAAAAACCAAAUCCCCCAAGGUUCGUCAUUGAAAUCAAAGACAACCUGGAUGUUGAGGAAGGCAGUCCUAUCCACUUUGAUGCUAAAGUUGAACCCACCAACGACUCAACAAUGCGUAUCGACUGGUUCCACAAUGGCCGUCCGUUUGCUACAGGUUCUCGUGUUCACCAAAUCUUUGACUUCGGGUUCAUAUCUAUGGACAUCGAUUACACGUACACUCGUGAUGCUGGAGAAUAUAUCUGCAGAGCCACCAAUAAGUGGGGUACAGCUACUACAAAGGCUAAGGUAACCUGCAAGGCCAAACGCAACAUCGACUUCGAAAGUCAACUACCUUCUGGCAUGAGCGCCGAGAAGCUAAAGGAACUUGAGAAAGGCCCAGUUUCUGUCCCUCCAGAGAAAGAAAAGACGUAUUCGCCACCAAAGUUCAUCACUCAGAUCGAAUCAGCGACAAUAGAAGAAUCCGAAUCAGUUCGAUUCGAAUGUCGCGUCGAACCCAAAGAUGAUCCUAAACUACGCAUCGAGUGGUACAGGAAUGGCAAAUUGCUGCCAUCUGGCCAUCGCUACAAGACAGUGUUCGACAUGGGCUUUGUGUCCCUGGAUAUCCUCUACAUCUACGCUGAAGAUUCUGGCGAAUACGUCUGCAGGGCUGUGAACGACUAUGGCGAAGAUUUCACCAAAGCACACAUCACCUGCAAGAAACUCCCCAACAUCAUCUUACAAAACCAAGUACCAAAGGGAAUGAAGAAAUCUGAAACUCUGAUGCAGAUGGAAGCAGCAAUCAAAAAGUAUACCUCUGAAAUACAUUUGACAGAAGAUGACCUGUACGAUAUAGAAAAGAAACAGCCACCAAGGUUUGUAACUCAAAUCCAGAGUCAGACGGAUCUUGUGGAGAUGCAGACCACAAAAUUUGAGUGUCAAUUGGCACCAGUGGGUGAUCCCAAUAUGAAGGUCGAAUGGUUCCUCAAUGGAAAACCAUUACCACAUAAAAACAGAUUUACACCAAUUUAUGACUUUGGCUACGUAGCGAUGAACUUUGGAUGGAUCUAUCCAGAGGACAGCGGCGAAUACGUUUGCCGUGCUACCAACUUAUACGGUAUGGACGAAACAAGAGCUAUCAUCAAGACAACUGGCAAACCAGGAAUCAUCUAUGACUCUCAACUACCUAAAGGCAUGAAGAGUAUUGAGAAGAUCAGAGAGCUUGAGGCAGCUUGGCAAGUUGUGCCAGAAGAGCCCGAAGAAGAGGCCAAACCAAGAUCCGCUCCAGUCUUCGUAAGCAAACCAGAGCCUGUAACAGUAGAAGAGGGUGAAUGGGCUCGAUUCUGCUGCCGCGUCACAGGUCACCCAAGGCCAAGGGUCAUGUGGCUCAUCAACGGCCACACCGUGGUUAGUGGCUCGAGGUAUCGCCUAACCUACGACGGCAUGUACCACUUGGAUAUCCCAAAGACUCGUCAGUACGACACAGGCAAGGUUGAGGUCAUCGCUCGCAGCUCUGUGGGUGAGGCCAUUGCUGAGACUGAGCUGAAUAUCAUCCCAAGGCAUGACGACUACAGAGGCGUGCUCAAGAAUUCGCCUAGACCUUGGUAUGAUAUAGAAUUAGCCGAAUACCAAAAAGAGCGUCAAGAUACAGAGCUCGAAAAAAUAUUUGAUGAACGUAACACUGCCAUGAGAGAAAGUGGCGUACACGUCACUGGCAUCCACGUUCAACCUAAAGAGUUCAAAGAAGAAGAAACCGAAUGGCAGAAGAUGGCAAAGAACAAGAAGGGAGAAGAGUACUACAAUAAGAUACAUAGUCUAGAGAACGAACAAGUAACAAAGGAGAUCAAACUAAGGGAACAGUCACAUCAGUUUGCUAUUCCUGGAGAGAAGAUCGCCAGCAGUACAGUAACCAGGGGAAUGGCUCAACAAUACGAAGAAAGCUUGGACGAGAAGCCAUUUGAGGCCAGCCUUCAACCAGUACCUAGACUACCAAAGGCCGAGCAACCGAAACCGGUACCACACAAGGAGCAAGUCAGACUGAGAAAGACCGAAAAAGGCAGGGAGAUGGAGCAACAACAACAGGUUGAAAUCGACUCAAAGUCAGGAGCAUACCCACCAGAACCAACAGAAUCAGGCGUGCACGGUAGAGAAAUCUACGUCACCAAGCAGAAGCAAACUCAAAAGGAACAACGAGGUGACCUUGAAAUUACGCGUAACAUCACAGCGACAGAGACCACUGACGUUGAGCAUAAAGCCAAGACUCAAGAGAGGGUAGUACAAGGGCAAGUCCUGCCAAGCACUCCACCUUUCUUUACCAAAAAAAUCCAGCCAGUCAGAGCCUUCGAAAAUGACCAAGCUAAGUUCGAGGUUGAGUUCGAUGGUGACCCGUUGCCAAAGAUUACUUGGUACAGAGAAAACUUCCCCAUCACCAGCUCGCCAGAUCUCAAGGUCUACACCUUCAGCACUAAGUCUAUUCUCCAGAUGAGACAAGUCUUUAUGGAAGACUCUGGAGUAUUCAGCGUUGUAGCUGAGAACCGAGGAGGUACUGCCAAAUGCAGCGCCAACUUGGUAGUCCAAGAAAGGCGCAGACAAGGAAGAGCCGGUGUUGUACCACCUAGCUUUACCACAACCAUCCAGAGUAACCAUGCUAAGGUUGGUCAACUUGUUAGAUUUGACGCCAGAAUUGAUGGAACUAAGCCCAUCGAUGUAUACUGGCUGAAGAAUGGCAAGAAAAUCACCCCGGACAUCAAAUACAAGAUCCUCGAGGAAGACGAGAUGUACACACUACUGAUACUGGAGGUAGCUCCUGAAGACAGCGGCAAGUACGAAUGUGUAGCCAUGAACAACGGUGGUGAAGCUAGAUGCGAAGCUGAAUGUAUCGUCCAAGGACCAACAACUCCGCAAAGACCAUCGAAGCCUACUACUCCUGGUACUGAAAAAGCACCAACUCUAGUAGAGCCUCUCAAAGAUCAGACCAUCAGGGAGGGGCAAUCCGUCGUAUUCAGAUGCAAGGUGACUGGCAAACCAACCCCAACUCCCAAAUGGCAAAAAGGAGACAAGGUCAUAAAACCAUCCAGAUACUUCCAGAUGGUCAAAGAAGGUGACUAUUGCGUGCUGAGGAUAACCGAAGCUUUCCCUGAAGACGAAGGGGUGUACCAAUGCAUAGUAGAGAAUCCAGUGGGCAAGGUGAGCACUCAGGCCCGUUUGAAGGUACUGGCUCCUGAAACCCAAGAAGUACCACCAUCUUUGACACCGAUGAAGGAUGUCAUUGUACCCGAAGGAAGCCCCGCACAGUUCAAAACCACUAUUUCUGGAAAGCCCAGACCCAACGUGCAGUGGCUUAGGGAGGGCUUCCUCAUACCGGAAUCGCCAGAUUUCCAGACGAUCCAAGAGGGUAACAACGCCAUCCUGUUGAUAUCCUCAACCUACGAAGAAGACUCUGGCACGUUCACAUGCAGAGCGACCUCCUCGGCAGGCCAAGUCGAGCGCUCCGCAAAGCUGAUCGUCAAAAGUCGUCCCGGAACAUUCCGCAAAUCCUCAAAGACUGAAGUGACAGGAAAAGAAGAGAUUACACAAUUCUCUAAGCAGCAAUAUGGACCAGCUGGUCCAGGAGGUCCUGGUAAGACUACACUCAGAGCUACACCAGGUUCAAAAGGAGGACAACCAUUGGAAGAAAAUGAACUUCCAGUUGGAGAUGAAACUUUACCAUGGCGGAGGAAAGUCGUUACCCAAAAAGCUACAACAAUAGACAAAAAGGUUACCAUCAAAGAUCAACUCGUUCACACAGCCGAUUCUGCGAUGCUGCGUAUUGAGGAAAGAGAAGAAACUGAUGAGUCUCGUCGUCUGACAGCUCAGAGUUGGAGGACACAGAGAGGUGAAAAAGAGGCUAUCGAUAGACGUGCCCAUGUUGAAGACACCACAAUGAUUUCCAUUGAAGAAAGAGAUCAGAUAGACCAAGCACAGAAGGAUACCUUGAAGAUGAAAGAUUGGCGCAAACUCCGAAGACCCCAAGAAGAUGUCGAUAGACGUACACACGUUGAGGACACAACUAUGAUAUCUAUAAAUGAACGUGAACGGGUGCAACAGGCUGAACAGGAAACUCUGCACAGAAGAGAUUGGCGAAAACCACGUGGUCCCAAGGAGGAUCUUGAUAAACGUACUCACGUGGAAGAUAUCACACUGAUUUCUCUAGAUAAGAGACAAAUGGAAACGGAAGAAGAAAAACUGAAAGCUAAAGAUUGGCGAAAACCUCAAAUACCUCAGAAGGAAAUCGAAAAGCCUGAGGUGAAGCCAUGGACAGCAGAAAAAGUCGUUCUACGGAAACCGUCUGCUGAUGUUAAACAGCUAACUGAAGAGCAGUUAGCCAAACUUCAACCUGCUGGUAAGCCCAAAGCAGUGCCUUGGACAGAAGAAAAAGUUAUGUUGCGGAAGCCAUCGGCUGAUGUUAAAGAGCUUACUGAAGAGCAGCUAGCCAAACUUCAGCCUACCGACAAACCUAAAGCUGUACCGUGGACUGAAGAAAAGGUGAUCCUGAGAAAACCAUCUGCUGAAGUGAAACCACUCACUGAAGAGCAGUUGGCAAAACUGCAACCUACUGAUAAACCCAAAGCAGUACCCUGGACAGAAGAAAAGGUGAUGUUGAGAAAGCCAUCUGCUGACGUGAAACCGCUCAGUGAAGAGCAGUUAGCUAAACUUCAACCUGCUGAUAAACCUAAGGCAACACCAUGGACAGAAGAAAAAGUGACAUUGAGAAAACCAUCUGCUGAUGUCAAGGAGCUUACUGAAGAGCAACUAGCUAGAUUGCAUCCAUCAGACAAGCCGAAAGCGGUCCCAUGGACAGAAGAAAAACUGGUUCUACGGAAAGCAUCCACUGAUGUUAAAGAGCUUACUGAGGAACAAUUGGAAAAGUUGAAGCCAUCUCAAAAACCAGAUACGAUACCUUGGACACAAGAAAAAGUAAAGCUUCGAAAAACAUCUCAGGAUGUCAAAGAAAUUCCAAAAGAGCAACUAGAAUCUGUUAGCUUGAAACCUGUAAAACUCGAAGGCAAGACUAUUGAAAUGCCUAAAGAUGAUUCUUUGAAACCAGUGGAAGGACAACCCGUAGAACUAGAUCAACGAAAACCGAAAGAGGAAAGUAUACCUUGGACCCAAGAAGCCGUCAAGCUCAAACACACUAAAGUAGAAAAGAAGGAGUUACCCAAAGAAACGAUUCCAGGAGUAAGUCUUAAGCACAAGACCGAAGAAGUUUCAGUAUUGGAAGUAUCUGAAGCGCAGAAAGACCUAACAAAAAAAGCGAAGCUAACUAAGGGAAAAGAGGUCAGAGAAGAUGUUAUAGAAGGUACUCAGAGACAGCAAGUAGUUGAAGACUCUACACACCUUAGACUAGAUGAAAAAGAGGUUGUCAAGUCGAAGGAAGAACUCCAGCCGAAGCUAUGGCGUCGUCCUAGGAAGGAGCUCAUGCCGGUAGAGGAGCAGGUCAAGCAACCAUCUCAGACUACGGUCGAAGUCGAGCAAGAUAACACAAAGAUUAUUAAGAAGAAACAAAUAACUGCGGAUAAGAUGGUCGAAGGUGCUCAGCGCCAAGAGAUGAUUGAAGACACCACUUUAUUGAAACUAGUUGAAACAGAAGCGGUCCAAACAAAAGAAGAAGUUGAAACAAGAGGCUGGCGUAAACCCAGGAAAGAAUUGAAGCCAGAUGAAGAGCUUAAACAGCCAUUGCAGCCAACUGAGCAUGUGCCAUGGACCGAGCAGAAGGUUGUUCUGAAGAAAACUGUGAAGGAACAGAAGGUUAUAGAAAAAGAAAAAUUGCCAGAAGUUGAACUGAAACAUCGCAAGGAAGAGACAACUAUAACAGAUACUGGUACCAAGCAGGAGGUGCAGCCUGAGACAAAGGAUUGGCGUAAGCCUAAAGAAAAGAAACCUGAAGCUGUAGAGGCUGUGAGUGAGAAAAAGCCUCAUGACGUACAACCACAAGAAGUGGUCUUACCAUGGGGUGAACAAAAAGUAACAGUCAAAAAGACUAAGGCAGAAAAGAUCGAAGAAAGAGAAGAGAUCGUUACCCAGCCAUUCAAAAAAGUCGAAGACGAAACCCAGAUAACUCUAGCUGCGAAGAAGGAAGAACGUGUUGAAGAAAAAGAGAAAAUUGAAACCAAAGAUUGGCGUCGACCAAUGAUACCAAGAGAAGAGCUACUUAAGCCACAAGAGAUGCCCACAGUUGUGCCAGGUGAAGCAGAAAUGAUUAAGCCAAAAGAGCGAAAACCGAAGGUUGAGGUACCAGUUGCUGAGGAAGUUAUCGCUUGGAAUAAACAAAAAAUUGAGCUGAAAAAAGCGCCUAAGGUCAAGAAGCCUGAGGUAGAGACAGAAGAAGAAGCAGUAACACUGAAACCAUUCAGGAAGCAUACAGAGAGUAUAGAGGAGAUUAAACCACAACUUGAAAAGGUUAAACCAAAGGAGACUGCUGAAAGUAUUAGUAAACCAGCUGAAGAAAUUAAGCCCCAACCAGAAGCUAAGCAGUGGAGAAAACUAAAAGUGAAAGAAGAAGAGAAGCCAACGGAAAAGGCUGCAAUAGAAAAAAGUCAUCCAGAAAAAGUGGCUGAGGAAGUUCAGCCGCAACCAGAAGUGAAGCCUUGGCGUAAGCCCAAAGAAGUAUCAGAAGAAAAGCCAAAGGAACAUAUUCCUGAGGAAGUUACACAACCUGUUCAAGAGAAAGAUCUACCUUGGACAGAACAAGUCAAAUUGAAGAAAGCAAAAACCAAAACACAACCUAUUCCAAAGGAAACAGUCGAAGAAGUUUUGCUUAAGCCAGUAAAAAGGACUGUAGGUCAGGCAUCAGAGACUACGGCAAAAGUUAGCGGAUUAGAACUUGAAGAGAUCCAUCCAGAAGUAGUAACAAUGAAAAAGAAACCAAAGGAAGAAAAACCAACAGAAGUUGCUAUGGAGGAAAAAUUACCUAAAGCACCUGAGAGGCCUGAAGUUAGACCAUGGCGGAAGCCGAAAGAGAAGAUAGAAGAAGUACUUCAACAAGUACCAGAUGAAGUAAAGGAAGAUAAACCGCAGCCAGAAGCUAAGCAAUGGGGAGAACUCAAAGAUGCGCCAGAACAAAAACUGGCAGAAGUAAUUGAAGUAAAACCUACAGAGGUCACUGAAGAAAAACCGAAAGAAGUCACUGAAGAAGUGAGAAAAGAAGUAGAAGAAAAGGUUGUUCCUUGGACAGAAGAAGCUGUAAAGCUAAAGAGAACAAAAGUUACGAAACUACCCCAGGAAAAAGAAAAAUUGGAGGAAGUUUCGCUUAAGCCCGUUAAGAAGCCUGAACAGCCGAAAGUUCAACUGUCUUCUUCAGAAGAAGAAGAGGAAGAAGAAAGGCGUGGUGAAGUUAAGAGAAUCAAAAAACGCAGGAAGCCUAGAAAGAAGGUGCAUGAAGAACAAGUACCAGAAAAGGAAACUGAGACUGUUGAUACUCGUCCAGAAAUUGCUAAGGAAGAAGACGUACCUAUAAAAGAAUCUGUGGUAGUGGAGACAAUAACAGAGGUUGAAGAUACUAUUGUUCUGAAAGUGUCUGAAGAGUUAGUACCAAGACCAAAGACAGCAAGGAGGAUAGAUAUAGAAGAAGCUGUAAUGAAAGAAGUAAAGCUCAAACCAACGCCUAAGAAGGAGAAAACCGAGACUUAUGAAUCCGAAUUUGAGAAGCCAGCUUUAAAACAUGUAAAACCUGAGGAAGCUGCAUCAGAAAAGGAAGUUGUGGAGAAAAGGAAAGUUAAGAAGCCGAAAAAAUAUGAAGAGCUCCCUGAAAUUGAGGAGCCAGAGAAGUAUGAACCAGAAAUAUUCGAAAAACCAGAAUUUGAGAAGCCCCAAAGGGAGAAGGAAGAAGCUGCACCUGCACCAUGGCGAAGGGAGGCUAAGCCUAAAAAAGAAGUACCUGAGGAGGAAAAAAUCCCACUAAAGAUUGGAAAAGGUAAGAUUCCAACCGAGAAGGAAGAAAAAGAUGACAUCAAGCUCAAGCCAGUCAAAAAAGGUGAGAGGCCAGAAAUCAAAAUACCUGAAGUAUCUAAGCCAAUGCCAAUCUCAGAUGUAGAUCAUAAGCCACGUGAGUACGAGAAGCCGGAAUUCAAAGUUACCCCUAAAGAGGAAGAAAAAGAGUUGGAAAUUGUUCAACUAGAAGGUAAAACGGUACUUCAAGAAAUACGCACAGAAGAACAACCUGUACCGGAAGAAAGAGCACCAUGGAGAAGAACGCCAAAGAAACCUACGGAGGAAGUUCCGGAGGAAAAAGUAUGGCCUGCAGGAAAAAGAAAACCUGCGCCUGAUGAAGAAACUCCUGAGAUAAAAUUGAAGCCAAUCCGCAAAGAAAAAGAAGAAGUUCCAACCUUCGUUACGGAGUUUGAAGAGGUAAAACGUGAAACUGCUACUUCAUAUGAUAUAAAGGAACGCGAAGACCAAUUGGAAGUCAAACCAACAGAAGACACUGAGACAGAGAUAAUCAAACGCAAAAAGACGAUAAUCAAAACAAAGAAGAAGGAUAAGGAUGUAGAAGAAGUAGAGCUACAGCCAACGGCUGUGGAAGAAGUGCCACUGCAACCUGCAGAUCAAGAAGUCCCACAACAGCCUGAAGUUAAAUCUUGGCGCAGAGGAAAACCAAAGGAAGAAAAACCAGCUGUUGAAGACGCAGCGCCAGAACUCAUACCAACCAAAGCUGAAGAAGUUGAGGAAGCUCCUGUUGCGCCCGUUGAGAAAUCAGAGAAAGAAAUUACAUUGGUAGACAAACGAAAGAAAGUUAAGAAGACAGAGAAGGUAGAAGAAAAGGUACCCGAUGAAGAAGUAACACCACUCACUAAAGACAUGGACGUCAAGAUAGCCUCCAAGAAAGUAACGCUUACUAAGAAGAAAACUGUAUCGUUUGAAGACACUCCUCAGCCAAUACCUGAGUUGGAAAUUAUAUCACAAAAGAGAACAACAGAAGUCACUGAUAAGGUUCCCGAUGAAAGCCUUAUCGAAGAUGUUGACAUCAAAGAAGAAAAGACUGUUCGCAAAUCGGUUGUAACCAAGAUGAUUCACGAAAAAGCAGAAAUCAAAACAAUCGCUCCUAGAUUUAGCAAGAGAGUAGAGCCCACAGUGGCAGAAAUUGGCAAGCCAGCACGUCUGACUUGCAAGGUUGAAGGAACGCCUUUCCCCGAAAUUACAUGGUACAAAAACGAAAAAGUUCUUCAUGCUACGGAAAGAAUGCUCAUCAACGUUGAUGAAAAUACUGUCACUUUGGAAUUCGACAAAGUUCAGCCUCAGGAUGUAGCUAUCUACUCUUGUAAAGCAUCCAAUCCCGCUGGAGUAGCGACAUCUACAGCCAACCUUGUCAUUUUAGAAAAAGAGGAAUCUGGCAUUGCGCCACAUUUCACACAACCACUGAAACCACAAAUCGUGAAAGAAGAAUCCAAAGCUACCUUAACCUGCACAGUGACUGGCCAGCCCACUCCUUUGGUCAAAUGGUUCAAGGACAAAACAGAAGUAAAACCUAACCGCGCUACAAAAGUAAGUUUCAAUCCAGAAACUGGAGUGGCUACCUUGGAGUUACUGAAACCUACUCCUGCAGACGAAACAUUCUACACAGUUGAAGCGAUGAAUAAGUUUGGAAAAGCAGAAUGUCGCGCUAACCUAGUCAUCACCAAAGCUGUGGAGGUGACACAUCCAGUGGUGAUGAGAGCUCCGAAGAUCACCAAGCCAAUCCAAGCGAUGACUGCGACUAACGAAGAAGAUAUUGUCCUUGAAGCUGAAUUUGAGGGAGUGCCUCACCCUGAAAUCACCUGGUUAAGGAAUGGGGUGGAAAUCAAACCUAGCGAGAGCUAUGAAAUAAAGACCGAUGACAAAAAGACUGUUUUAAGGGUGAUGAAAAAGGUUAGCAAAAAGCAAAAAGGAGGUAAAUACGAAGUCAGAGCUGUCAAUGAGAAAGGUGAAGCACGCUCUUCUGGUUCUGUCAAUAUCAUCGAACAAAAGACUGAAGCUCAACCACCCAAGUUCAUCGAACCAAUCAAACCUCAGAAAGCAACUGUAGGAGAUGUGAUCAUCUUAGAAGCUGUCACCGAAGCCAUUCCAGCUGCUACAUUCCAAUGGUUCCAUGACACUACCCCUAUAGAAUCUACCCCUGACAUGCGCAUUGUCACUGAAGAUAACAAGUCCAGCUUGAUAAUAAGCGAAGUAAAGCCAGAAUACGCUGGCCAGAUCACUUGCAGAGCAGAAAAUGCUGUCGGCUCGGUUACUUGCACAGCAACAGUCAACGUUACUGAGGAGACGGAAUGGGAAGAGACCCAGGAGGUCGAAUAUCCUAGAUUCGUUAAGAGGAUGUCACCUGUACGAGUAAUGGACGGAGAAAUGGUGAAAUUCAGUUGUGUAGUUACGGGCAAACCAAUUCCAAAGGUACAAUGGUACCAUAAUGACAUACCAGUGCGGGAAGCUAAGGACGUCGUCAUCACCCAAGACACAGAGGGCGUGUGUACCUUGCAGAUCGCAGAAGUCUUCCCAGAAAAUGCUGGAGAAUACACUUGUAAGGCAGUCAGUAGAGUUGGCGAGGCUACCUGUACCGCACCUCUUGCUGUUGAAUCCUAUGAAUAUGUACCUGAUUCAGAGCUGGCUCACUUAACGGGCUCUGAAGAAGACCUGCUAGCUGAUAAGACAAUCAGCGAGACUGACUUAAUUUCUGAUACUGAAGAGACUGCUCCUAAAAUCAUCCAGAAACUACCCGAAGUAGUGCACACCAAAGAUGGCGAUGUUACAAGACUGGAAGUAAUCGCAGUGGGUAAACCCAAGCCACAAGGCAAGUGGUUGAAGCAUGGCGAAGAAAUCAUUCCAUCCAACGAGUUUAUCAUUGAGAACCUGGAAGACGGAACUUCGAUUCUUACAAUUACCGAAGCUUAUCCAGACGACACAGGAGACAUUGUCUAUGAAGCACAUAACCCACUUGGUGUGGCUGUCACCACCACCCACUUACUUGUUGAAACACCACAAGGCAUUAUCGGUACCAAGGAGUACCGUAAGCCAGAAUGGGUAACUCACAUGGAAGAGCUAGAGGCUGCUUUAAAAGCUGCCCAGAGCCCCCCAACGUUUGUCAAGGAGAUCACGGACAUUCGAACUACAGAAGCGGACACGGUCAAAUUUGAAUGCAUGUUCUCUGGAACACCAACACCAGAUGUAAUAUGGUAUCAAAAUGACAAGAUCAUCCGCAACACGAAGCGUGUCAAGGUAAAGAUCGAAGACAACAGAACAAGUGUUACAAUUACAGACGUAACAAAUGACGACGUUGGUCAGUACACCUGCAAAGCUGUCAGCGAUCUAGGCACUACUGUAACCAAGGCGAAGCUAUAUGUGCAGGAAAUUCCAGAAAGCAAGAAGAAAGAACUCCGUAUCAAGAGGGCCAAAGAAGAAGAAGAAAGGGUGAAGAAGGAACGCGUUACUCUAGAGAAAAAGAGACUUGAGAGAAAGCAGCGCCUUUCCAGUGCUACUGAAGAGGAGAUUAAGCCUCUCCGUGUAACUGAGGUGCAACCUAUCGAAACGACAGAAGAGAUCACAGAGAAGCCAAAGGAAGAAGCUAAGGCGAGACCUACACUAGAUAUCCUAGAACCCUUGAGCACGGAGGCCGUUGCAACUGCUAAGAAAAUUGAUAAAUCGCCGGAAGGUGUGCCUUUGGAGAAAGCUAUGGAGAAGCUAUCUCCCGCAGAACCUACAUACUCUGAACAAAUCUUAGCUGAAGAAAUCAUAAAAGACAUUGCGAAGUUGAUACCGGCUUCUUUCCAAGCUAAGCCGGCAGUUCAAGAAGGCGUGUCUCAAUUUGCCGACAUCACCGAAAUCAAACUAGAACAGAUCAUCGAAAGAUGCGAGAAGAUCAUACACCAAGGUGAACUUAAAAUGGCGAAAGAAGUGUCUAGUACUUUGAACUUCAUCCGUGCCAAGGAGUUUGGACCUGGUGAAAGCCCCCUCAGAGAAAUCGCUGAAAUUGGUUACCUCCUAAGGAACGGCAUCACAGUCAAGGAAGUAACAGUGCUAUACGAAGAAGACAAAUUCCCAUCUUUAAAGUCACCACAUGCUCAGUCUGCUAUGGUAAAUGUUGUGGAGAGAAAAGGACACGGUGCAUUAAUUUCUGAAGUUAUAACUGAAGAAACUGGGGUAGACGAAAGCAAGUUAGCUGCCACGGUCGGAUUCAGGGCUUUCAUGAAGAUGGUCGAAGCUAACUACGUCACUAUCGAGGAAGUCAUCACUCAGUUUACACCUGAAGAUUUCAUUCAGCGUGCUUGGGAAUCAACUGAAGUCACAGAGACUACAAGCAAAACUGUAACGGAAACAGUGACGGUCACCGAAAAAGUAGAAGUCCUCAAGGAUUCUGGAAAAGUUAUCACCAAAAAAGUCACAAAGAAAGGAGAUUUAGAGGAAACCAUUGACGUUGAGGAAGAAACUGAACGUAAGAUCCAAGGAGAGAAGCAAGCUACAAAACUUCAUUCCGUUCAAAUAACGGAAAUUACAGAAGUACCCGAGUUGCCCGUUGACAAAGUGAUUACAGAGUCUAUUGCCGGAGAAAUAGAAUAUCCGAAACCAACUUACAAAGUUAUUGAACUGCCUGAGGAGGUCAGAGUAGAGGAAAUUGUAACCAAAACUGGUGCGAAAAAGAAAAGAAUUUUGACGAAGAGAGUAAUCAAGAAACAAGAGGGUGAUAAGCAGGAGAAAACUGAAAUAGUUACCGUCGAGGAAGAAGGCAAAAAACCAGAAACGACAGUUGUUGUUCAGGAGAUAUACAAACCUGAAGAAAUUGAGUACACUAUGCCUGUCUAUGAGGUUGAGAUGCUUCCAGAGGAAGUAAAAGUAGAAGAGAUGACGACGCCAGAAGGUACAAAGAAAAAACGAGUAGUGAAGAAGAAGGUAAUCAAAACGCAAAAGGGUGGAAAAGAGGAAAAAACAGAGAUAGUCACUAUAGAGGAGGAGGGAAAAAUACCUCAAACAUCAGUUGUUGUUUAUACGGCCGAUGAGAUAAAAUACCCUAAACCAACUUACAGCAUAGUUGAAUUACCUGAAGAAGUUAAAGAAGAAGAAGUAGUAACAAGAUGGGGUACUAAAAGGAAGAGGGUUGUCAAAAAGAGAGUUAUUAAAAAGCAAGAAGGUGAUAAGCAAGAAAGAACAGAAAUAGUUACCGUAGAGGAAGAGGGUAAGAAGCCAGAAACAACAGUAACCAUACAAGAAAUAUUCCAACCUGAAGAAAUAUUGUAUCCAAUUCCCGUAUACCAAGUAGAAGAACUUCCACGAGAAGUGAAGGUUGAAGAAAUUUUGACAUCCGAGGGUAAAAAGAAGAAACAAGUAAUAACCAAGCGUGUCAUCAAAAAGAAAAAGGAUGGAAGAGAAGAAAAAACCGAAAUAGUGACUGUUGAAGAAGAAGGAAAGAAGCCUCAAACAACAGUGUCUAUAUAUAAAGCUGAUGAAAUAGAAUACCCUAAGCCAACCUACUCCGUAGUAGAAUUGCCAGAAGAAGUAAAGGAAGAGGAAGUAGUGACAAGAUGGGGUGCCAAAAAGAAGAGGAUCGUAAAGAAGAGGGUCAUCAAAAAACAAGAAGGUGACAAGCAAGAAAAUACAGAAAUAGUGACCAUAGAAGAGGAAGGUAAGAGGCCACAGACAACAGUAAUUGUUCAGGAGAUAUUCCAACCUGAAGAAAUAGAGUAUCCAAUGCCUGUAUACCAAGUAGAGGAACUUCCAGAGGAAGUAAAGAUUGAGGAAGUUGUAACACCUGAGGGUAAGAAAAAGAAACUAGUUGUAAAGAAACGAGUUAUAAAGAAGAAAAAGGAUGGAGGAGAAGAAAAAACUGAAAUUGUGACUGUAGAAGAAGAAGGCAAGAUGCCUCAAACAACAGUUACUGUAUAUAAAGCCGAUGAAAUAGAAUAUCCUAAGCCAACGUACUCCAUAGUAGAGCUACCAGAAGAAGUAAAGGAGGAGGAAGUAGUGACAAGAUGGGGUGCUAAAAAGAAGAGGGUCGUUAAGAAGAGAGUCAUCAAAAAACAAGAAGGUGACAAGCAAGAAAAGACUGAAAUAGUGACCAUAGAAGAGGAAGGUAAGAAACCAGAGACAACCGUAACUGUUCAGGAGAUAUUCCAGCCCGAAGAAAUAGAGUAUGCAAUGCCGGUAUACCAAGUAGAGGAACUUCCAGAAGAAGUAAAGAUUGAGGAAGUUGUAACACCUGAGGGCAAGAAAAAGAGACAAGUUGUAAAGAAACGGGUUAUAAAGAAGAAAAAAGAUGGAAGAGAAGAAAAAACUGAAAUUGUGACUGUGGAAGAAGAAGGCAAGAUGCCUCAAACAACAGUGACUGUGUAUAAAGCCGAUGAAAUAGAAUAUCCUAAGCCAACGUACUCCAUAGUAGAGCUACCAGAAGAAGUAAAGGAGGAGGAAGUAGUGACAAGAUGGGGUGCUAAAAAGAAGAGGGUCGUUAAGAAGAGAGUCAUCAAAAAACAAGAAGGUGACAAGCAAGAAAAGACUGAAAUAGUGACCAUAGAAGAGGAAGGUAAGAAACCAGAGACAACCGUAACUGUUCAGGAGAUAUUCCAGCCCGAAGAAAUAGAGUAUGCAAUGCCGGUAUACCAAGUAGAGGAACUUCCAGAAGAAGUAAAGAUUGAGGAAGUUGUAACACCUGAGGGCAAGAAAAAGAGACAAGUUGUAAAGAAACGGGUUAUAAAGAAGAAAAAAGAUGGAAGAGAAGAAAAAACUGAAAUUGUGACUGUGGUAGAAGAAGGCAAGAUGCCUCAAACAACAGUGACUGUGUAUAAAGCCGAUGAAAUAGAAUAUCCUAAACCAAUGUACUCUAUAGUGGAGUUACCUGAAGAAGUCAAAGAAGAGGAAGUCGUAACCAGGUGGGGUGCUAAGAAGAAGAGAGUCGUGAAAAAGCGGGUUAUUAAAAAGCAAGUAGGUGACAAACAAGAAAAAACUGAAAUAGUCACUGUGGAAGAAGAAGAUAGACAACCUGUAGUGACUGUGACAGUACAAGAAAUGUUCAAACCUGAAGAAAUUGAAUACCCAAUGCCAGUUUACGAAGUGGAAGAGCUUCCUGAAGAGGUGAAAGUAGAAGAGAUUGUAACAUCUGAAGGUCAAAAGAAAAAAAAGAUAAUAAAGAAAAGGGUCAUCAGAAAACGGAAAGAUGGCGGAGAAGAAAAUACUGAAAUCAUCACAGUGGAAGAGGAGGGAAAAGUUCCUCAAACAAGCGUAACCGUUCAAACAUUCAAACCUGACGAAUUAACAUAUCCCAAACCAACUUAUACUGUGGAGGAAAUAGAAAAGAAGAAACUGGUAAAAAAACGAAGGAAUGAUAAAGAGGAAGUAGACAUCAAGGAGAUCGUAGAGGAGGAGGUCAUAAAGAAAGAGGAAAAAUUAACGAAAGAGAAGCAAGAAGUAGAAAUUGAGGAAAUAGUUGAGGAAACUGAAGGAGUGACAAAGAAGAAAAAGCCUGAAAGAAAACAAAAAGACAAACGUAUAAAAGAGAAGGAGGAAAUAGAAAUUGUAGAAGAGGAGGAAGAAGAAGUCAUUCGCAAAAAGCAACUAACUGCAAGGAGACCAAAAACUGGUGAGUACGAAAUAGACGAGGAAGAUGUUGAAGACAUCAAACCAUUCGAACUAUCUACACAGAAAGGUAUGCCUGUAUUAACUCCUACUACCAUUUCUGAAGCUCUAUGUACAGGAGAGGUAGUCCAGAUAGACCAAGAAUCAGAAAAGGUAAAGGCUACCAUGGAAGUUCUUCCACAUACCGCGCUGAUAGCAGAGCAUCAACAAACGCAUGAAACUGGAAUUUCUCGAGAAAAAAUACAAUUUACAACUGCUACAGCAACCCCUACUCUUGAUAAGCUAGAUGCUGUCCAAAUUUCAGAGCAACAGGUACAUGAUAUACCAGGGAAGUUUGACACAACCUUCAAACCCACUGCAUCUAGCGCCACAAAAGUCUUUGAAUCACGAGAAAGCAUUACAAUCCAAGAAAUAACUUUGGGCGACACACCUAGUGAGUUUCAAGAACAACAAGCGAUAGAAAACAAGGCUAUCCUUUCAGUUUUUCCACAGGAGGCGAAAUCUGUAUCUGAAACACAGGUAUCAAUGAGAGAGGAGGAGUUUAUUUCUCCAGACGUCACUUCAACAAAACCUCUUACGAUAAGUAUGGGUGGUUCAUAUUCUGAAGCAAUUUCCACAGCAGAAGUAACUCAUAUGCAUAAGACAUCAGAAGAAGGAAGAGCAGAUGUGGGCGUUAUCCCACACACAGCUAUUUUGGAAUCUCAAACACAAGCUGAGGAGAAAGAAACCACGAGUGACAGCGUGAGACCUACUACCGCUGAAGCUGAUAAAACAUUUGAUACCAUUGAAGCAUACCAAACUUCACAACCUACCGUUCACGAUGUUCCCAAGUAUUUCGAAGGUGAAUUCAAAGUCACCUCUAUGACAGCUUCAGAGGAGUAUGUCCCUCAAGAAGGAAUUAUUGUCGAAGAAGUUACAUCUGGAAGCUUCCCUUCAGAUCUUCCAAAAGAAACUCAAGUUACUGACUCAGCAUCUGUAUUAUUAAUUCCUCAAGAAGCGAAGCACAUAACACAAGUACAAGCAUCAGACAAAGAGCAACAUCUUGAUGAGUUUACUUCAGCUAAAGGCGUUACUGCUACAGGUUCGUUCACAACAAAAGAGAGUGUCAAUGUUGAAGAAGUGUAUCAAGGCUUCUCAGAAGAAAACUUAGAAACACCAGCACCUGUUGCUCAUAAGUCGAAAGUGAAAUUUGAAUCAAAGGAGCCACUCACAGUAGAAGAGAUACUGCCUAACAUCAAACCAGGAAAAUAUUUACCCGAGGCAUUUGUUCCAACUGAAGUGGCGACUAAAGCUGUCAUACCUCAAAAAUCAGUCAACCAGCAACAGACUGUAGCUCCUGAACUAGAAGGGGAAUUUAUACCUGGAAGACUGCCUCCUUCCCAAUCCGCAGAUGUAAGAAUCUUAACUGGAGAAGGAGUUAUUGUAUCUGAGACUACCACUUCAGAAAAGGAAGAGAAAUUCGAAUCAGCUCCUCAAAUAGUAUCUGUAACUGCAGAGACUGAUUUUGUUCUGUCCGAAGGAGUAACUGUAUCGGUUACUGAUACUCAACAGCCACAAACAGAGGUCAAAGCUGAGGAUGUUGAAAAACAAACAGCUCAGGUGGACUUCCUACCAAAGGAGUCUAUCGUCUCUCAGACGACGCUGAUCUCAGAAUCAGAAGGCGUUUACGAGAAAGUACCAACUGAGAUGAAAAGUGCUGAGGCUGACAUAACAUGCCUUCAAACCACAAGCCAGUCACAGGUUACUGUACAAGAUUCCGUAGAGAUUUUGCAACCAGGUGCAGUGCCUACCAAGGUUUUGGCUGAAUCCAGUUACUCUCCAAAGGAGUCUAUAACUGUGGAGCAGGUACAGACAGGCGACAUUCCAGAGCAAUUUAAGGACUACCCUACGAUGGUGACAGAUACUGCAUCACCAAGCUUAGAGACACAAGAAGCGGCGACAGUCACAGAGACACAGGCUGGAGAAUCGGAAACCAUGUACGAAGAGGUUCAGCCAGAAUUUAAAAACGUUGAAAGCGUACUGACAAAGCCUCAAGAACAAAUAGAGAUUGAACAAUCCCAAAUAUUGGAGAAGGAAAAGAGUUUACAGAGCUUCGAGUUACCAGAAUCCCAAAAAGGCAAAUCUGUAAAUGAAACUAUGUUACCUACUAGCAUGGUUGAAGAAACGCUGGCUGCACUUAGCACAGAUUAUUUGAAACAAGAAAAAGUUGAAGAAGGCAUAGCCAGCGUUAUGCACAGGAUAGAAAGUGAAGUUGUGACAUCUGAAACAGUACCUGGAGAAGGUUUUACAAGUAUUGACCAACAAGUGGCGGAGAACAAACAAGCUACUUCAGUAUUUCCUCCUCAAGAGGCUAUCAAUGUCACCGAAGUAGUACUAGAUGAUACUGGGAAACCCUACAUUCCUGAAGAACUAGCUCCUGGGAAGCAAGCGACCUUGGAUAUAUUGUCUCAGACAGUAGCAUGUAAAAGUUUUACAGAGAGUAGUUACGCUCCAGAAAAUCUAGAAGUAACUAAGCCGUCAGAAGCUACUGCUGUUUCUGAGCAAGAUGCUCUAGAAACUAUCGAAGUCACACAACAAAUCAUUGCAGAAAAAGAAACUGAACAUCUAGAGGUCAAACCAGAGAUGAAGAUAGCAGCCCUCGAAUUAGAAGAUAGCUUAACUGGUCCGAAUGUCUCACAAGUAAUUACUAGUGAGAAAGAAGAGCUAUAUGAAGAACAGCCAAAGCCAAAUGAAGCAUCAGCUACGUUCGAUUUAACAACUCAAGAAGUGAUUGUAAAGUCAGAGAUUGAAACAGUCGUGCAUGCUGAUAAUCUUGAAGAAGAAGCGCCACAAACCGGAAGAGCUUUCAAGUAUUCUAGACCGUUUACAGAAUUAGAGAUUACUGAGACAAAUGUGGUUGAAGUAGAAAAGAACUUAGCUCCUGAUGUCUUACCUUACUCAAAACAGGCACAUAUAGAUAUAUUGCCUGGUCAAGCUUUAUCAAUAACCGAAACAGUAACCGAUGAUAAAGAAGCGAAGUUAGACAUACCGGAAGUAGAGUCGACACUAGCUAGUAUCAACAUCGAUGAACAACAAGUUGCAUUACAAGAGCAGACAGUAGCUAAUGCGUUGACAGGAGAUUUGAAGAGAGAGUCUCCUGAAAAGCAGACGGCUCAUGCUCAGCAAGAUGUAUCGCUGCCUCUCCAACAACUGGAGUUCACUUUGUGUGAAACAGAAUCUGAUAAACCAGAAGACGUUAAACCAGAUCAAAAACAGGCGGGUGUAUGCUUCACGUCUACUGAAGGCGUUAGUGUCACUGAAGUCACUGUGGAUGAUAAGGAAAGUACCCUUCCUGGAAUGGUACUUCCUGAAAUGGUAACCGGUACUACAUCUAUACUACCACAAACGUCAGCAGUCACUGAAGAAGUUUCUGCAGAUCACUCAGUAGGAGAAUACGAGAAGUUGGAAUUCAGCACACAAAAUGCUGCACCAGAAUACAUUCCGAUAGAAAACGUAAUAUCUUCACAAUCAACAGUAUUCGAAAGUGAAGAUAAACUAUCAGAAGUUAAGCCUACUGAGAAGGUUGCACAGAGCGAAUAUACGGAAGCUACAGGUAUAUCAGUCACAACCGUUACAGCAGCUGUUAAAGAACAAGACUUGACAAGUGACAAACCAGAGAGUAAGACAGCAGAGAGUAGCUUGAUACCUCAAGAGAACCUUCAAGUACAGGAAACUAUUGUACAAGAUAUACUGUCAGCCCAUCAUGAAGUAGCUCCAGUCGAAGCACUAGCAAUAGCCAGUCAAUCUGAACUUCAAGGAGUCAUUCAAACAGAAGCAGUGGUAGGAGAGUCUGAAAUAACAUUGCAUGAUUCAGAACAGCCUGCUAGUCAGAAAGCUGGUAUUGAAUUCGAGAACAUUACCUCAAUUGAGGUAACACAAACAGUGGCAUCGGAGAGUGAAACCCUCUAUGAAAAACAGGACAUAGUGGAGGCCAAAACUGCUCUUCCAGACUAUAUUGCUCAACCAGUCGCAGAAACUAUUGUAACUUAUAUACAAGACACGACAAGAGACGUAUCCAAAGAGUCACCAUUUGAAGCACAUGCCCAAGUAGAUCACACGGUCAUAGAAACUUCUCUUCAAUCUAAGCCUUUCGUACAAGAAAGCGAAAAGUAUUUCGAAGAACAUGGUGUCGAAAAACAUACAGCUUCUACUGACAUCAUUGAAGACCAAGGCGUUACGGUUACUCAAGUCACGAGUAGUGAAACUGGGGCACCUUUAAGUGCAAUGGAGAUACCUUCAGAUAAGCUAGCUACAAUAGAAAUUGAGGCAUUAGGAACGAGUGUUCAAACAGAAGUCAAGUUUUCUGACAACAUACAACAAAUAGAAUUAGAAAAACCAUGUGAAGAGUCGGCCAAUCUAGAGAUUACCCCUCUUUCAGCACCUCUGCAACAAGAAACCCUUAUAUCAGAAAUAGGAAUUACCAGACCAGCAGAGGAAAAACCUGAUCAUAAGAGCGUCACAGUUUCAUUCAAUGAUAAUGAAAGUGUUAUUGUAGAAUCUGUCUUGACUCACGAAGCUGAAAAGCAAUUCACGGAUAAACCAUCAGAGAAAGCUUUUGCAGAAACGUCACUCACAGAUACCAAGAAUGUUGCUUCACAGAUGGAAUCAUUAGUCAGUUUCGCGAUUUCUCCUCUAGAUAUCUCUAAGCCUACCGAGCAGAGUGCAGAAAAAUCUGCAGUGCCAUUCGACUCUGCAGUAAUAACCCAACAAGUACUUGUAGACAGGGAAAUAGAUCUACCAGAAGCUGUUAAACAGACUCAAAUAAGCGCUUUGCUAGGCAUAGAGCCUGUUGAAGGUAUAACUACCACUGAAGCAGUGCUGGCGCAUAAAGAAAUUUCACUGGAUGAAUUUAAACUCCCAGACAGUCAAACAGCAACAACAGCACUUGAUAUUACAGGUAAAGUAGCAGAGUCGAACAUAACCGAAACAUCUGAAAGAGUAGAGACCUGUAAGACUUUACAACCAGAAAGUUACAAAGCAGAGAAGACUGAAGAUGCGUUGAUCGGCUUGACAGUCACAGAAAAUAUAUCGCAAGAACGUGAAGCAAUGUUUGAAGACAAGUUUGAACCAAUGACAGGUCAUGCAGACCUUGCGCUUGAAGGAUCUAAGCAAGAAAUUCAAGUCACAGAAGUCCAAUUCCAAGACAAGGAAGGAGACGUCAAAGAACAACAAGCUCCACAACAAGUCACUGCUGUUACUGAUAUUGACGUAAUGACGAUUCCAUCCCAAACUGAAGUCAUUUUACAGGAUACUCUCAAGGACAGAGUACCUUUCUCGAUGGAUACAACCACCGCUGACGUAACGCACAGUCCAUUACAUGAGCUUGUAGCUACACAACCUGACGUACAAGAAAAGGAAGGUGAAUUCAAACAAACUUUGGAUCUCACAGCAAAAACCGCAGAAACUGAGAUAGAAGUCAGCACGGUUGUAUGCACUACUGAAAUAAUUCCUGCUGAAAUAGAAUCAGGAUUCGUUGCUGAUAAGAACCCGCAAACCACUUCAGCCGAAGUUAUAAUUUCUCCAAAUAUCAGUUCACAAACAACAGAAGUGUUGACUAGCGCAAAUGUAUCAGAACUAGAGAUAGAAAAAAGUAAAGCUGCAUCAGCUGUAUCAGAACAUGAUACUUUGGAAUCUAUCACACAGACCGUACAGGUAGUGGUAGAAGAUACAAAACUAUUCGACAAGGAUGCUAAGCCUCAAACUUUGAUAGCGGAAGCAAAAUACGAUAUACUCUCUAGCCUGAAUGUUAGUGAAACUUACACGGAGGCAAGACCAGAAGAAUUCAAAGAAACACCAAGCAAAACAGAAACUGCAUCACCUCAACUGGAUGCCACCAAAGCUAUACAAACUUCUCAAGUUUUAGUCACAGAAGAUGUUACUACACUGCAAGUUGACAAGGGGGAUGAUGUUAAAGCUCAGGUCAAGGCACCCGAUGCUCUUGAGCUCGUGGAGAAGUCUGAAAACAUUGUACACGAAACAGAGAAGGAGCUUGAUCUGAAAGCACCAGUUGAAACCAAAAAGGCUGAAACCAUAUUCGAUCAAAUGUCAUCACUGCACGUUUCGGAGGUAACUAUUCAGCAAAAGGAGGACACAUUGCAGUCAGUAAAGCCAAAAGAAGAAACAUCUACUGCUGAAUUUAUACCGAACGUGCCUCUGGGUCAGUCCAUGGUGGUUUCUCAAGAUAGUUUUGACAAUCUAAAAACGGAAGUACCUACCUCUGAACAAGCUAGUGUUACACAGACGAGUCAUGACAGUGUGGUUGUCUCAGAGAGAGAUAUCCAAGAAAGCGAAGCCCCAUUUGUAAGAGCUCCAGUGGAAAGAAAAACGGUUGACGUCAUGCUUCUUCCCGAAGAACAUGUGAACAUCACUGAAACAGUCACGUCUGAGCGAGAAUCGAUGUUUAUCAAACCAGAAGAAGUCAAAACAUCUACUGCUGAAACAUCAGUCAUACCACAAACAGUGGCUGAGAUAACAGAAACCACAACCGAUCAAGACAUCAUUGAGCUCAAAAGGGAAACUCCAGAUCUCACAAAAGCUACUUCUGAGAAUAUACCUCAUAAAUCUGUUAGCAUUACUGAAACAGUGACAACUGAAAAGGAAACACUGCUGAGUGAGAAGGUAAAGCCAGACAAAACGUCUGCUGAUGUAACAUUGGAAGCCCCAGGCUCAAUAGCCUCGAUAAGCGAAGUAUUGGCAAGUACAACAGAAGAAACUCUUACCCAAGAGAGGCCGCAAACUGGAACCGCCACUCAAUCGUUCACAGAAUACAAAACCGUCCAAGAACAAGAUGUGAGAACAGAGGAAACAGCACCAGACUUCAAAGCAAGGAAAAUGGAGCUUUUCCAUAAAGCCACAUCACAAAAGGAUUCAUUCGAAAGCAUUAUUGCAACUGACGUUAUCGUCCAAGGUGACGCUAAAGACGUGCAAUUUGAAACUCCGUCUGGGAAAACAGCAACAGUCAAACUCAGCACGCACGAGAGCUUAACGGUAACUGAAGUCGAAGUUCAAGGUCAAACAGGCGAUCAUGUAGUAGAAGCAGCAGCUAGCGAAACAUCUGCUCAAAAAGAAGUGGAGAAAAGACCAACAGUGGUUAAUGAAGAAAUCACCACGCUAGAUACUCUCGAUGUUUUCGCACCAGAGAAACUUCUAAUUAAUAAAAUCAAACCAGAAUAUAGUAGCACUCCUCAUCAAAGCCUGAUAGUCACUGAGCAAGAGUCAACGGGCUCUCUAGCACUCUUGAAAGAAGAUAAACCAGUUACCAAAACUGGAAAAGUGGUACUGGGCGAAAUCACACCCAGCUUGCAAAUUAGCGAAGUAGUGUCACAUGAGGCCGAAGGCCCAAUGGAAGAAACACCAGCACACCAAACACGAGCCAUAGUAACACAAACCACCACACAGAUGACCGUUGCCGAACAACAUAGUACAGAUAUCCAACAGGACACUGAUACAGAAGAAAUACACGAAUUCGUAACUAGAUUCAAAUCGACACCUGAUAGUGAGGAAACUACCAGCGUUACAACAAAGCGGACCAUCGUCAAAAGCAAACACCAAGAAGAAGGAGGAAACAUGGUGAUAGAGGAGCUCAUUGACGAGUCUACACCUGAAAAACAAACUACACACACUGUGGAAAUAUCAGAAAUUGAAGACGACCAAAAGCGACCAAAGACUGAAGAAGAGCAGACUUGCUUGGUUGAAGAGCUUCCAGAAGAAACAACUGAGAUCAAACUGAGGACAAAGAUAAAGAAACGCGUUUCAAGAAAGGAAAUAGAUAAAGUAGAACUGGAAACAGAAGAAGAAUACAGUCAACCAACUUACACUGUUCAGGAACUUCCAGAAGAGGUUGAAGUGACUGAGCUAAUAACACCAGAAGGUGAGAAGAAGAAAAAAGUAGUUAAGAAACGUGUGGUAAAGAAACAAAAAGGUGACACACAGGAGCAAACAGAAAUAUUGACUGACAAGGAGGAGGGUAAGCAACCAGAGACAAUAAUGACUGUACAAGAGGUACAAGAACCUGAAGAAAUCGAACACCCCAUAGCAUUACACGAGGUAGAAGAACUGCCUGAAGUGGUGCAUGUCGAGGAAAUAACAACACCAGAAGGUAUAAGGAAGAAAAGGGUGAUAAAGAAGAGGAUUAUCAAAAAGGAGAAGCACGGUAAACAAGAAAAGACUGUGAUCGUGACUGUAGAGGAAGAAGGUAAAGCUCCGCAAACAACAGUGACUGUAGAAAAGGCUGACGAAAUCGAAUAUCCGAAGCCAACAUAUUCUAUAGUAGAAUUGCCAGAAGUAGUAGAAGAAGAAGAAUACAUUACCAAGACAGGCUCCAAGAAAAAGAGAAUCGUGAAGAAACGUGUGAUUAAGAAGCAAAAGGGAGACAAACAGGAAAAAACGGAAAUCGUCACGGUAGAAGAAGAAGGAAAGCAACCAGAAACGACAGUGACCGUAGAGGAGAUCCAGAAACCUGAGGAAUUAGAAUACAAUAUGCCCACUUUCGAAGUAGAGGAGCUUCCCGAGGAAGUAAAAGUGGAAGAGGUAAUAACGCCAGAGGGAAGAAUGAAGAAAAAAGUUAUAAAGAGAAGAGUAAUCAAAAAACAAAAGGACGGCAAGCAAGAGAAGACAGAGAUAGUGACUGUAGAGGAAGAGGGCAAAGUUCCCCAAACAACUGUGACUGUGGAAAAGGCUGACGAAAUCGAAUAUCCGAAGCCAACAUAUUCUAUAGUAGAAUUGCCAGAAGUAGUAGAAGAAGAAGAAUACAUUACCAAGACAGGCUCCAAGAAAAAGAGAAUCGUGAAGAAACGUGUGAUUAAGAAGCAAAAAGGAGACAAACAGGAAAAAACGGAAAUCGUCACGGUAGAAGAAGAAGGAAAGCAACCAGAGAUGACAGUGACCGUAGAGGAGAUCCAGAAACCUGAGGAAUUCGAAUACAGUAUGCCGACUUACGAAGUAGAGGAGCUUCCCGAGGAAGUAAAAGUGGAAGAGGUAAUAACGCCAGAAGGAAGAAGGAAGAAAAAAGUUAUAAAGAGAAGAGUAAUCAAAAAGCAAAAGGACGGCAAGCAAGAGAAGACAGAGAUAGUGACUGUAGAGGAAGAAGGCAAAGUUCCCCAAACAACUGUGACUGUAGAAAAAGCUGAUGAAGUAGAAUAUCCAAAGCCAACGCAGGCUGUAGUAGAAUUUCCAGAAGUAGUAGAAGAAGAAGAAUACAUUACCAAGACAGGCUCCAAGAAAAAGAGAAUCGUGAAGAAACGUGUGAUUAAGAAGCAAAAGGGAGACAAACAGGAAAAAACGGAAAUCGUCACGGUAGAAGAAGAAGGAAAGCAACCAGAGACGACAGUGACCAUAGAGGAGAUCCAGAAACCUGAGGAAUUAGAAUACAAUAUGCCCACUUACGAAGUAGAGGAGCUUCCCGAGGAAGUAAAAGUGGAAGAGGUAAUAACGCCAGAAGGAAGAAGGAAGAAAAAAGUUAUAAAGAGAAGAGUAAUCAAAAAGCAAAAGGACGGCAAGCAAGAGAAGACAGAGAUAGUGACUGUAGAGGAAGAGGGCAAAGUUCCCCAAACAACUGUGACUGUAGAAAAGGCUGACGAAAUCGAAUAUCCGAAGCCAACAUAUUCUAUAGUAGAAUUGCCAGAAGUAGUAGAAGAAGAAGAAUACAUUACCAAGACAGGCUCCAAGAAAAAGAGAAUCGUGAAGAAACGUGUGAUUAAGAAGCAAAAAGGAGACAAACAGGAAAAAACGGAAAUCGUCACGGUAGAAGAAGAAGGAAAGCAACCAGAGACGACAGUGACCGUAGAGGAGAUCCAGAAACCUGAGGAAUUCGAAUACAGUAUGCCGACUUACGAAGUAGAGGAGCUUCCCGAGGAAGUACAGGUGGAAGAGGUAAUAACGCCAGAAGGAAGAAGGAAGAAAAAAGUUAUAAAGAGAAGAGUAAUCAAAAAGCAAAAGGACGGCAAGCAAGAGAAGACAGAGAUAGUGACUGUAGAGGAAGAAGGCAAAGUUCCCCAAACAACUGUGACUGUAGAAAAAGCUGAUGAAGUAGAAUAUCCAAAGCCAACGCAGGCUGUAGUAGAAUUGCCAGAAGUAGUAGAAGAAGAAGAAUACAUUACCAAGACAGGCUCCAAGAAAAAGAGAAUCGUGAAGAAACGUGUGAUUAAGAAGCAAAAGGGAGACAAACGGGAAAAAACGGAAAUCGUCACGGUAGAAGAAGAAGGAAAGCAACCAGAGACGACAGUGACCGUAGAGGAGAUCCAGAAACCUGAGGAAUUAGAAUACAAUAUGCCCACUUUCGAAGUAGAGGAGCUUCCCGAGGAAGUAAAAGUGGAAGAGGUAAUAACGCCAGAAGGAACAAUGAAGAAAAAAGUUAUAAAGAGAAGAGUAAUCAAAAAACAAAAGGACGGCAAGCAAGAGAAGACAGAGAUAGUGACUGUAGAGGAAGAGGGCAAAGUUCCCCAAACAACUGUGACUGUAGAAAAGGCUGACGAAAUCGAAUAUCCGAAGCCAACGUAUUCUAUAGUAGAAUUGCCAGAAGUAGUAGAAGAAGAAGAAUACAUUACCAAGACAGGCUCCAAGAAAAAGAGAACCGUGAAGAAACGUGUGAUUAAGAAGCAAAAGGGAGACAAACAGGAAAAAACGGAAAUCGUCACGGUAGAAGAAGAAGGAAAGCAACCAGAGACGACAGUGACCGUAGAGGAGAUCCAGAAACCUGAGGAAUUAGAAUACAAUAUGCCCACUUUCGAAGUAGAGGAGCUUCCCGAGGAAGUAAAAGUGGAAGAGGUAAUAACGCCAGAGGGAAGAAUGAAGAAAAAAGUUAUAAAGAGAAGAGUAAUAAAAAAACAAAAGGACGGCAAGCAAGAGAAGACAGAGGUAGUGACUGUAGAGGAAGAGGGCAAAGUUCCCCAAACAACUGUGACUGUGGAAAAGGCUGACGAAAUCGAAUAUCCGAAGCCAACAUAUUCUAUAGUAGAAUUGCCAGAAGUAGUAGAAGAAGAAGAAUACAUUACCAAGACAGGCUCCAAGAAAAAGAGAAUCGUGAAGAAACGUGUGAUUAAAAAGCAAAAGGGAGACAAACAGGAAAAAACGGAAAUCGUCACGGUAGAAGAAGAAGGAAAGCAACCAGAGACGACAGUGACCGUAGAGGAGAUCCAGAAACCUGAGGAAUUCGAAUACAGUAUGCCGACUUACGAAGUAGAGGAGCUUCCCGAGGAAGUAAAAGUGGAAGAGGUAAUAACGCCAGAAGGAAGAAGGAAGAAAAAAGUUAUAAAGAGAAGAGUAAUCAAAAAGCAAAAGGACGGCAAGCAAGAGAAGACAGAGAUAGUGACUGUAGAGGAAGAGGGAAAAGUUCCCCAAACAACUGUGACUGUAGAAAAAGCUGAUGAAGUAGAAUAUCCAAAGCCAACGCAGGCUGUAGUAGAAUUGCCAGAAGUAGUAAAAGAAGAAGAAUACAUUACCAAGACAGGCUCCAAGAAAAAGAGAAUCGUGAAGAAACGUGUGAUUAAAAAGCAAAAGGGAGACAAACAGGAAAAAACGGAAAUCGUCACAGUAGAAGAAGAAGGAAAGCAACCAGCGACGACAGUGACCAUAGAGGAAAUCCAGAAACCUGAGGAAUUAGAAUACAAUAUGCCCACUUACGAAGUAGAGGAGCUUCCCGAGGAAGUAAAAGUGGAAGAGGUAAUCACGCCAGAAGGAAGACGGAAGAAAAAAGUUAUAAAGAGAAGAGUAAUCAAAAAGCAAAAGGACGGCAAGCAAGAGAAGACAGAGAUAGUGACUGUAGAGGAAGAGGGCAAAGUUCCCCAAACAACUGUGACUGUGGAAAAGGCUGACGAAAUCGAAUAUCCGAAGCCAACAUAUUCUAUAGUAGAAUUGCCAGAAGUAGUAGAAGAAGAAGAAUACAUUACCAAGACAGGCUCCAAGAAAAAGAGAAUCGUGAAGAAACGUGUGAUUAAAAAGCAAAAGGGAGACAAACAGGAAAAAACGGAAAUCGUCACGGUAGAAGAAGAAGGAAAGCAACCAGAGACGACAGUGACCGUAGAGGAGAUCCAGAAACCUGAGGAAUUCGAAUACAGUACGCCGACUUACGAAGUAGAGGAGCUUCCCGAGGAAGUAAAAGUGGAAGAGGUAAUAACGCCAGAAGGAAGAAGGAAGAAAAAAGUUAUAAAGAGAAGAGUAAUCAAAAAGCAAAAGGACGGCAAGCAAGAGAAGACAGAGAUAGUGACUGUAGAGGAAGAGGGAAAAGUUCCCCAAACAACUGUGACUGUAGAAAAAGCUGAUGAAGUAGAAUAUCCAAAGCCAACGCAGGCUGUAGUAGAAUUGCCAGAAGUAGUAGAAGAAGAAGAAUACAUUACCAAGACAGGCUCCAAGAAAAAGAGAAUCGUGAAGAAACGUGUGAUUAAAAAGCAAAAGGGAGACAAACAGGAAAAAACGGAAAUCGUCACAGUAGAAGAAGAAGGAAAGCAACCAGCGACGACAGUGACCAUAGAGGAAAUCCAGAAACCUGAGGAAUUAGAAUACAAUAUGCCCACUUACGAAGUAGAGGAGCUUCCCGAGGAAGUAAAAGUGGAAGAGGUAAUCACGCCAGAAGGAAGACGGAAGAAAAAAGUUAUAAAGAGAAGAGUAAUCAAAAAGCAAAAGGACGGCAAGCAAGAGAAGACAGAGAUAGUGACUGUAGAGGAAGAGGGCAAAGUUCCCCAAACAACUGUGACUGUGGAAAAGGCUGACGAAAUCGAAUAUCCGAAGCCAACAUAUUCUAUAGUAGAAUUGCCAGAAGUAGUAGAAGAAGAAGAAUUCAUUACCAAGACAGGCUCCAAGAAAAAGAGAAUCGUGAAGAAACGUGUGAUUAAAAAGCAAAAGGGAGACAAACAGGAAAAAACGGAAAUCGUCACGGUAGAAGAAGAAGGAAAGCAACCAGAGACGACAGUGACCGUAGAGGAGAUCCAGAAACCUGAGGAAUUAGAAUACAAUAUGCCCACUUACGAAGUAGAGGAGCUUCCCGAGGAAGUAAAAGUGGAAGAGGUAAUAACGCCAGAAGGAAGACGGAAGAAAAAAGUUAUAAAGAGAAGAGUAAUCAAAAAGCAAAAGGACGGCAAGCAAGAGAAGACAGAGAUAGUGACUGUAGAGGAAGAGGGAAAAGUUCCCCAAACAACUGUGACUGUCGAAAAAGCUGAUGAAGUAGAAUAUCCAAAGCCAACACAGGCUGUAGUAGAAUUGCCAGAGGAAAUCACAGAAGAGGAAUACACGACCAAGACUGGCGCCAAAAGGAAGAAAACUGUUAGAAAACGCGUAAUUAAGAAGCAAAAAGGUGACAAACAGGAAAAUACGGAGAUAGUCACGGUAGAAGAGGAAGGUAAACAACUAGAAGCUACAGUAACCAUAGUGGAGAUUCAAAAGCCUGAACAGCUAGAAUACACAAUACCUACCUUCGAAGUAGAAGAGCUUCCUGAAGAAGUAGAGGUAACUGAGGUUACCACACCGGAAGGCAAAAAAAAGAAGAAAGUAGUUAAGAGGAGAGUAAUCAAGAAACAGAAAGGUGGCAAGCAAGAGAAAACUGAAAUUGUAACUGUCGAGGAGGAAGGCAUAGGACCACAAACUACUGUCACUGUCGAAGAAAUCGAAAAGCCUGAAGAGCUUGUAUAUCCUAUGCCAGCGUAUGCUGUAGAAGAACUUCCUGAAGAGGUAGAAGUAACUGAAGUUACAACACCGGAAGGCAAAAAGAAGAAGACGGUAGUUAAGAGGGGAGUAAUCAAGAAACAGAAGGGUGACAAGCAAGAGAAAACUGAAAUUGUAACUGUCGAGGAGGAAGGCAAAGGACCACAAACUACUGUCACUGUCGAAGAAAUCGAAAAGCCCGAAGAGCUUGGGUAUCCUAUACCAGCGUAUGCUGUAGAGGAACUUCCUGAAGAGGUAGAAGUAACUGAAGUUACAACACCGGAAGGCAAAAAGAAGAAGACGGUAGUUAAGAGGAGAGUAAUCAAGAAACAGAAGGGUGACAAGCAAGAGAAAACUGAAAUUGUAACUGUCGAGGAGGAAGGCAAAGGAUCACAAACUACUGUCACUGUCGAAGAAAUCGAAAAGCCCGAAGAGCUUGGGUAUCCUAUGCCAGCGUAUGCUGUAGAGGAACUUCCUGAAGAGGUAGAAGUAACUGAAGUUACAACACCGGAAGGCAAAAAGAAGAAGACGGUAGUUAAGAGGAGAGUAAUCAAGAAACAGAAGGGUGAAAAGCAAGAGAAAACUGAAAUUGUCACUGUCGAGGAGGAAGGCAAAGGACCACAAACUACUGUCACUGUCGAAGAAAUCGAAAAGCCUGAAGAGCUUGGGUAUCCUAUGCCAGCAUAUGCGGUAGAGGAACUUCCUGUAGAGGUAGAAGUAACUGAAGUUACCACACCGGAAGGCAAAAAGAAGAAAGUAGUUAAGAGGAGAGUAAUCAAGAAACAGAAAGGUGACAAGCAAGAGAAAACUGAAAUUGUAACUGUCGAGGAGAAAGGCAAAGGACCACAAACUACUGUCACUGUCGAAGAAAUCGAAAAGCCUGAAGAGCUUGGGUAUCCUAUGCCAGCAUAUGCUGUAGAGGAACUUCCUGUAGAGGUAGAAGUAACUGAAGUUACCACACCGGAAGGCAAAAAGAAGAAGACGGUAGUUAAGAGGAGAGUAAUCAAGAAACAGAAGGGUGACAAGCAAGAGAAAACUGAAAUUGUAACUGUCGAGGAGGAAGGCAAAGGACCACAAACUACUGUCACUGUCGAAGAAAUUGAAAAGCCUGAAGAGCUUGGGUAUCCUAUGCCAGCUUAUGCUGUAGAGGAACUUCCUGAAGAGGUAGAAGUAACUGAAGUUACAACACCGGAAGGCAAAAAGAAGAAGACGGUAGUUAAGAGGAGAGUAAUCAAGAAACAGAAGGGUGACAAGCAAGAGAAAACUGAAAUUGUAACUGUCGAGGAGGAAGGCAAAGGACCACAAACUACUGUCACUGUCGAAGAAAUCGAAAAGCCUGAAGAGCUUGGGUAUCCUAUGCCAGCUUAUGCUGUAGAGGAACUUCCUGAAGAGAUAGAAGUAACUGAAGUUACAACACCGGAAGGCAAAAAGAAGAAGAAAGUAGUUAAGAGGAGAGUAAUCAAGAAACAGAAAGGUGACAAGCAAGAGAAAACUGAAAUUGUAACUGUCGAGGAGGAAGGCAAAAAACCACAAACUACUGUCACUGUCAAAGAAAUCGAAAAGCCUGAAGAGCUUGGGUAUCCUAUGCCAGCUUAUGCUGUAGAGGAACUUCCUGAAGAAGUAGAGGUAAUUGAAAUGAUAACACCGGAAGGCAAAAAGAAAAGGAAAGUUGUUAAGAAGAGGAUAAUCAAGAAACAGAAAGGUGACAAGCAAGAGAAAACUGAAAUCGUAACCGUCGAGGAGGAAGGCAAAGGACCACAAACUACUGUCACUGUCGAAGAAAUCGAAAAACCUGAAGAGCUGGGGUAUCCUAUGCCAGCUUAUGCUGUAGAGGAACUUCCUGAAGAGGUAGAGGUAAUUGAAGUUACAACACCGCAAGGCAAAAAGAAGAAGAAGGUAGUUAAGAGGAGAGUAAUCAAGAAGCAGAAGGGUGACAAGCAAGAGAAAACUGAAAUUGUAACUGUCGAGGAGGAAGGCAAAGGACCACAAACUACUGUCACUGUCAAAGAAAUCGAAAAGCCUGAAGAACUUGGAUACCUCAUGCCAGCUUAUGCUGUAGAGGAACUUCCUGAAGAGGUGGAGGUAACUGAAAUUAUAACACCGGAAGGCAAAAAGAAAAGGAAAGUUGUUAAGAAGAGGAUAAUCAAGAAACAGAAAGGUGACAAGCAAGAGAAAACUGAAAUCGUAACUGUCGAGGAGGAAGGUAAAGGACCACAAACUACUGUCACUGUCGAAGAAUUUGAAAAGCCUGAAGAGCUUGGGUAUCCUAUGCCAGCUUAUGCUGUAGAGGAACUUCCUGAAGAAGUAGAAGUAAUUGAAGUUACAACACCGCAAGGCAAAAAGAAGAAGAAGGUAGUUAAGAGGAGAGUAAUCAAGAAACAAAAGGGUGACAAGCAAGAGAAAACUGAAAUUGUAACUGUCGAGGAGGACGGCAAAAAACCACAAACUACUGUCACUGUCAAAGAAAUCGAAAAGCCUGAAGAGCUUGGAUACCUCAUGCCAGCUUAUGCUGUAGAGGAACUUCCUGAAGAGGUGGAGUUAAUUGAAGUCACAACUCCAGAAGGCAAACAUAAGAAGAAAGUUGUUAAGAAGAGGGUUAUCAAGACACAGAAAGGAGAAAAGCAAGAAAAAACUGAAAUUUUAACUAUCGAGGAAGAAGGCAAAGAGCCAGAGACUAUAGUCACUGUCGAAGAAAUUAAAAAGCAAAAAGAGCUUGAAUACCUCAUGCCAGCGUAUACGGUAGAGGAGCUUCCCGAAGAAGUGGAGGUAACUGAGGUCACAACACCAGAAGGGAAGAAAAAGAAAGUUACUAGGAAGAGGGUUAUCAAGAAACAGAAAGGUGAUAAGCAAGAAAAUACUGAAAUUGUAACUGUUGAGGAGGAAGGCAAAAAGCCACAAAUUACUGUGACUGUAGAGGAGGUUGAGAUGCCUGGGUCGAAGAGAAAGAAAAUGAAAAAACCGAUGGAAGAUGAAAAACAUAUUGAGGAACCGCUCGAAGAAGAAAAGUUUUUGUUUGUUCCCUCUUUAGCUGAAAAAGAGAAAAUUCCCACAGAAGAGGAUAUUUUAAAGCUGCUAAAGAUCGAGAUCAUAAGAAAAAUUUUAUCGCAUGCGCUACCAGAUUUGCCAUAUUCGCUGGACUUACCAUUGAGUCAAUGUGGAAUUAUCACUGAAUAUCCAGAAGAGUCUGAAACACGUAAACUUCCGGGUGGGAAGCUGGAAUUAAUAAAGAAAAGGAAGUUAAAAAAGGAGAAGGGCAACAAAAACGAACUUAUCCAUAUUACAGCUUCCGAAAAGCCAGGUGAAAAGCCGGAGCACUCCAUCUCAAUAGAUGAGAUCAGUAAAGUCAUUAAUAUUGUUGAUCGACCUACAGCGACUUUGAUUGAAUUGCCAGAAGAUACCGAUAUAGUAGUGAGUACUGCUACGAAAACUCCCACAAAGAAGGUCGUAAAACGAAGGACUCUUCUCAAACCAGUUGGUUCAAAAGUUGAAGUAAUUGAAAUAAUUACGACAACAGACGAUGGCAAAGAGCCUACGACAACAGUAAAAAUCAAGAUGUAUCCAGAAGACAAACCUAAAAAGAAAGUACUUAAAAAGCACUUCGCCGAGGUCAUAGAAGUCACACCGAACAAGCCUGACGUGAUUGAAAAAGACCAACUUCCCUUGCUCAGUCAAAUGAAGUUGAGGAAGCCUAAAGCGAAGCCUAGCAAGCCUAAGGAGGUCAAGUUCCCUAAGGUACGCUUAGCAAGUAGAAUCCGCCAUAUUACUUUCCCUACAGAGUCUGAGCAAGAGCGCAAACCUUCAAUAACUCACCUUCCUCUUUAUGUCAGGGACCAAGGAGUUCUAUCUCGCAAUGUUGAAGAAGCCAAACAAGUCUUGAAGAAGAAAAAGUAUAAGAAAUUCAAGGACAUUGAUCGAGAGUCGCCCGAACUAGAGAAGCUAGAGAAAUUCGAAUUCCCAGCAGAAGAAAGGCCUGAAGAAGUUGAAACCAGUAAGCCCUAUGAGAAAAAGUCUAAACAGACGAAGGAAGGGAAAGAAGAGGGGGUGGGUAUCAAAUUAGGAAAGGGAAAAGUUCCAAAUGAUCAGGAAGAGCUUGAAAAAGUGCAGCUGAAGAAGACAUCGAAAAAACCAUCUGAUGAAGAAGAGACAGAUGCUGAAAAACCAAUAAAGGAUGGCAAAUCAGUUGAAACCCCUAGAUUUAAAAAGGACUAUGAUGAUGUCGGAGGUCUUGAAUUCGAGCCAUAUGAUAUGGAUAUGCCAGAAAGAGAUCAAGAUGAGUCAGAGAAAUAUGAGAGUCCAGAAGAUACAACAGAGAAACAUAAACCAGGUAGCAAACGUAUUCGUAAGCCGAAAAGGGAGAAACUACCAGAGUCAGAGGUAUCAAAGAUUAAGCUAGGUAAAGGUGCGAAAGUGCCACCUAUGUCGGAUGAGGAAGUAGAAUUCAAACCAAAGCAAAAACCUCAUCUCGAGUCAGAUGAAGAGAAGACCAAACUGAAGCCAUUGAAGAAGAACGAUGAGGAUCACGAUGAAUACAAAAUAGAAGAGAUUAAAGGCUUGAUGAAGUUACAAAAGGUAAAGGUGAUUGAAUUACCAGAAGAGGUAAUCGAACUUACUGAGAAGACGCCUGAAGGCAAAACAGUAAAGAAAGUUAUUAAACGAAGGGUUAUAAAGAAAAAACGUGGUCCAGUUAAGGAAAAAACUACGAUUGACACCAUCACGCCUGAAGGAGGUAUCCCAGAAAUAAUUGUAACCUUUGAAGCUGACGAAGAAGAUGUAGAGGUGCAUGAUGCAAUAGAACUCACAGAGAUUCCAGAAGAAGUUAUAGACGUAACUGAUAUCGAUGAGAACGGUGUAGCAAAAUCUAAGAAAUUAAAGAAGAGGGUAUAUAAGAAGCAAACUGAUAAAGGUCAAGAGGUUACAGAGAUACUUACAACGUGCGAAGAAGGCAAUCCGCCACAAACAAGUGUAGUAGUGUAUAUCACUGAUGUGGAUGGAGUGACUGCUAAGCCCAAAGAUGUCAAACAGAAGGUGCCUAAAAAGCAUAUUGCUAAGUUAGUGGAAGUCAAACCAAGUAAAGCUGUUGUAAUUGAAAAAGAUGAGCUUCCUCUGUUGAGCCAAAUGAAAUUGAAGAAGCCAAAAGCUAAGCAAAUCAAACCUAAAGAGGCUAAAUUCCCUAAGGUACGUUUAGCCAGCAGAAUUCGCCAUAUCCCUUUCCCUCCAGAGUUAGAGCAAGAGAAGACUCCUAUAAUAACUACUCUUCCUCUUUAUGUCAAAGACCAUGGAGUCUUGUCUCGCAACGUUGAAGAAGCUAAACAAGCUUUGAAAAAGAAGAAGUACAAAAAAUUUAAGGACAUUGAUCGAGCAUCACCAGAAUUAGAGCAGUUGGAGAAAUUUGAGUUCCCAGAAGAAGAGAAGCCUGGGAAAGAUGAAACUAAGAAGCCCUAUGAGAAAACGCCCAAAAAGCCGAAGGAAGGAGAAGAAAAGUCAACAGGCAUAAAACUGGGCAAGGGAAAAGUUCCAAAAGACCAGGAAGAGCUUGAAAAGGUUCAGCUGAAAAAGAUCCCGGCGAGACCCUCUGGAGAAGAAGAAACCGAUGCUGAAAAACCGAAGAAGAAGGAAAAACCAGUUAAAAGGCUCAAAGAUGAAAAGGAUCAUGAUUAUGUUGAAGGUCCUAAAUUUGAACCUUUUGAUGCAGAUAUGCCCGAAAGAAACCUAGAUGACUUGGAAAAAGACGAAGGUCCAGGUGAUACAAGAGAAGAACGUAAGUCAGGCUCCAAAUAUGUUAGAAAACCUAGAAAGGAAAAUCUGCCAGAGACUGAAGAAUCAAAGAUAGAUAUAGGAGAAGGAAAGAAAGUGCCACCUACAUCAAACGAAGAUGUACAAUUUAAGCCGAAACAGAAACCUCCUCCUGAGACUGAAGACGAGGAGAUAAGACUGAAGCCUUUCAAGAAAGACGAGGUACAUGAAGAAUAUAAAACAAUAGAGCUUAAAGAUUUGAUGAAGCUACAAAGAUCAAGGGUAAUUGAAUUGCCUGAAGAGACAAUAGAAAUCACUGAAAAGACUCCUCAAGGAAAAACUGUAAAAAAAGUUAUUAAGCGAAGAGUUAUAAAGACAAAACGUGGUCCAGUCAAGGAAAAAACUACCAUCGAUACCAUCACUCGUGAAGAGGGUGCGCCAGAAGUUGUAGUGACUCAGAAAAUUGAUGAAGAAGAUGUGGACGUUCAUGAAGCAACUGAACUCUUUGAACUUCCGGAAGAGGUUACCGAGGUAACCGAUGUUGAUGAGAAAGGUAUACCAACAGUAAGGAAAGUAAAGAAGAGAACUUAUAAGAAGAAAACUGAUAAAGGUCAUGAAGUCACUGAAAUACUGACCACAUCUGAAGAAGGUAAACCAUCACAAACAUGCGUAGUUAUAUACAACACAGAACCUGACAUCGAUGACACAGAAGAAGAAACCACUAUACCAAUCAAAUCAUUAAAAAAAUCGAAAGCCAAGCCCACAGUUAUAACACAGACAUCAAAAACUAUAACAGAAACCUACACUUCUGAAUCCACACAGGAAACACCUUUGGGUUCAUUUGACGAAGACAUCAUAAAAGCCAAGGGUAAAGUUGUGCAGGAUGUGAGAGAAUCGGUACUGAUAGAAGCUAUUCAGACACAAAAACCGAUAGAAGAUGUUCGGGAGCCUAUUUUUGUUGAGGAAUUGCCAGAGGAAGUUGAAGUUGUUCAAACCAUCGAGAAAGGAAUACCUAAAAGAAAGACUAUCAAGAAGAGAGUGAUCAAGAAGACUAAGGGCGGCACGCAAGAACUAACUGAAAUUGUAACGGUGGAAGAAGAUGGUAAAAUGCCUCAAGUAGCAGUGAAAGUUGAAGAGAUAGAAUUUCUGGAAGAAGAAAGUAAGGCUAUACCCUCGAAAAAGCCUAAAACUGUAGGUGCAACAUUGGUAGAAGAACUGCCUGCCGAGGUUACAGUAACCACAGUUCAGACAAAAGAAGGACCUAAAGAAGUAAUUCAAAAGAAAAGGAUAUUGAAAAAGAGAAAAGGAAACAAACAAGAAACCACUGAAAUUUUGACUGUUACUGAAGAAGGUAAAGAGCCUCAAUCGACUGUGAUAAUACAAGAAAUUGAGAUACCUGAAGAAGAAGAGGUGGUACCUACAAUACCAACAGUAGUAGAGGAGCUACCUGAAGAAAUAACUGUUACUAGAAUAGAUACGAAGGAAGGUCCUAAAACUAAAACCAUCAAAAAGAAAGUGCUUAAGAAACGAAAGGGUAGUAAACAGGAAACUACAGAAAUUAUUGUUACUGAAGAGGAGGGUAAGAUGCCUCAGACCUCCAUUACUGUACACGAGGCUGAAGUAACGUAUGAAGAAACUCCAGAAAUGGGAAAACACUCAGUACAGGUUGAAGAGCUCCCUGAAGAAGUAGCUACCGAAAUGGUUCAUACCACUGAAGGUCUGAAAAAGGCAGUCACCAGAAAGAAGAUAAUCAGAAAACGAAAAGGUGAUAAACAAGAAACUACUCAGAUUUUGACAGUUGAAGUUGAAGGUCAAAAGCCUGUUUCUAGUGUUACUGUUGUAGAGGAGGAAAUUCCGGAAGAAUUUGAAAUCAAUGUCACAAAAACCUUGAAACCCAGUGUUGUGAUUGAGCUACCAGAAGAAGUGGUUUCUACUGAGGUUCAAACAAAACAGGGACCAAAACUGAAAACUAUCAAGAAAAGGGUACUCAAAAAGAGGAAGGGAGAUAAGCAAGAAGUCACAGAGAUAUGUGUUGUCGAAGAAGAAGGCAAAGAACCACAAACAACGGUCACUAUCGAAGAAAUACCAGAGGAAUUAGUAGAGGUUCCGGAAGAAUAUACUGUGGCUGAAGAAUUACCUGAAGAGGUGAAAGUUAUUAUCACAGAAACAAGUGAGGGUCCAAAAAAACAGGUCACUCGCAAGAAGGUCAUACGUAAGAAAGAAGGUGAUAAACAAAAAGUAACUGAAAUCUUUAUUGUUGAAGAAGAAGGCAAGCAACCUCAGACUACCGUGACUGUUGAAGAAAUUGAUUCAUCCAAGCCAGUUCCUAAAAAGUCAAAAAAGCCGAAGAAGAAGAAGGAGGAGCAGCCCUUGAUGUCAGAUGACGGUAUACUGUUUGUACCAACACUUGCCCAAAAAGAAGAUGAAGGUGGGAUUAUUGAAAUGGUUCAACUGGAACUGCUUAGGAAAGCGAUGGCCAAAGCUCUACCAGAGAGAGAAGAACAGCCUGACUACAUUGUAGAAAUGCCGGAACAAAUACAAAUAUUCGAAGACACACCCAAGAAAAAAACGAUAAAGAAGAAAAUAAUCAAGAAAAGGAAAGGAGAUAAAGAAGAGAUCACUGAAAUACUCACUGUUGAGGAACAAGGAAAAGCGCCAGAGAGCACAGUGACAAUUGAAGAGGUUGACGUACCUAUUGAAGAAAUCCAGGAAACUCCUGAAAUACCAGCUCUUGCCACAGUCAUAGAAGAAGCUCCUGAAGAAAUUCAAGUCACCAUGGUAGAUACCAAAGAAGGUCCCAAAAAGAAGGUCGUGAAAAAGAAGGUAUAUCGAAAGCGCAAAGGUAGUAUGGAGGAAAGAACCUACGUUGUGUCAGAAGAGAUAGCAGGCAAACAUCCGCAAACCUCAAUUGUGAUAGAAGAAGUUCCAAUAGUAGAAGAGGUUGUCUACGGAAAAGCCACAUACGUUGAGUUGCCAGAAGAGGUUCAAGUAAUUGAGGAAUUGACGCCUCGUGGAUCAAAACAAAAAACAAUUAAAAAGAAGGUAAUAAAGAAACAAAAGGGUAACAAGCAGGAAGUUACCACAUUCACCACAGUAGAAGAGGAUGGUAAGCAACCACAGACAACUGUAGUUAUAGAAGAAAUAAGUGCACCUCUUGACAUAGUUUCUGAGCAACCUGAACAGCCUAUAGUAGAGGAACCUGAAGAAAUUAGAGUUGUUGGUAAGAGCGUCAUUAAGAACAAAGUACUGAAGAAACGGAAAGGAAGUAAGAGUGAGGUGAUUCAUAUUGUCACUGUAGAGGAAGAAGGCAAAACUCCUCAAAGUACUGUUACAAUAGAAGAAAUAGACGUUCCCGAUGAGAAGCUGGAAGAACUACAGGAACCAGUAAUAAUCGAGGAACUUCCCGAGGAGGUUAAAGAAAUUGAGAUCAUUCCAAAGGUCGGAAAACCGAAAAAGCAAACAGUGAAAACCAAGUUCAUCAAAAAGCGAAAAGGAAGCAAACAAGAAGACAUCAAAAUAUAUACCGUUGAAGAAGAAGGUAAAAUGCCAUCUACCACCGUGACUGUGGAAGAAAGAGAAAUUCUCAGCGAAUUACUAGAGGAACUACCUUCCACUCCAACGUGCAUGCCAGCUUACAUAGAAGAGCUUCCUGAAGAAGUAACUGUUCUUGAAGUAGAUGUGCAAGAUCAUCCAAGGAAAAUACAAAGAAAACGAGUGAUUAAGAAACCCAAAGGCACAAAGGAUGAGGUUAUUGAAAUUGUGACUAUCGAAGAGGAAGGAAAGAAACCACAAAUGGCUGUAACCAUAGAAGAAGUGGAAGUGGUGCCCAAAAAGAAGGUUAUAAAGAAAAAGAAACCAAAGCAGAAGCCAGAGAAGCCAAGCGAGGAAGAAAUUCCAACUGAAGAAGAAAAGCCACUGGAAGAAGAAAAGCCGAAAAAGCUUCGAAGAGAAGUGUCAGUUUUGAUGCCUAUCGAAAGAAAGGAAAUCAAACCUCAAAAGGCAAAGAUAGUCGACAGCAGAGAUGUUCCUACUUUUGCAGAUAUUAAACUGAGGAAACCUAAGGCACCUGCUAAGAAGGAAGUGAAAACCAAGAUGCCUAAAUUUUUACUAAAGAGCAGAAUCAAUUACGUUGAAUUCCCACCAUUAAACGAAAAAGAACUACUGCCAAGGAUUUCUUUCUUAGAACCAGUUUAUCGAGACAAUGGAGUUUUGUCAAGAAAUGUAAAGGAAGCAGAAAGGAUUCCUAAAACCAAAAAGAGGAGGCUAAGAGACAAAGAUUUGGAUUUGAAAGAAUUGGAAAGGUUGGAUCAGGAAGUAGAAGAGCUUAAAAAGAAACCUCUAGAAGCUGUUGAAGAUGCCUUCCGGUUUGAAAAGCAAGCUAGAAGGAAAUCAGAAGCAAAAGAAGAACCUAAGAAACUUGAGAUCAAAAAAGGUAAAAUUCCGAAACCUGAAGAUAAGGAAGAUACUGUCAAACUGAAGCCUGUACCAAAGAAACCUCAAGAGAUUGCUGAGGAAGAAGAAAAGAAGGUUAAGAAGGAGGAACCAGUCAAGGAUAAAAAGCCAAAGAAAAAGGAGGACGAAGAAGGCGAUAAAAUCAAAUUCACUCCAUUCGAUAUAGAGAGAGAGUCUCCUGAAAAAGAAGAGUAUGAAUCUUUGCAGGAAGAAGGAACACCAGAAGAUGUAUCAGGUCCAGAUAAACCAAAGAGGAUAAAGCAAAAGAAAGCAAAACCUGUACCAGAAACAGGAGGAAUAGAGAUCAUCAAGGGAGUACCAAAACCUGCGGGCGAAGAAGAACAGCCAGAUAUUACUCUCAAAUACAAACAGAAGCCAAAGCCUGAAGAGACUCCCGACGACAUCAAACUCAAGCCAUUCAAAGGUGAAAAAGAAGAAAAGUUAUACAAGGUCGAGAUCGAAACAGUGAUGAAACAUACUGCAACGGUCAUAUUAAUUCCGGAAGAUGAAGAAGAGGUUGAAAAAACGGAUAAGGUGAUCAAAAAGAAGAAGGUUGUCAAGAAGAAAGUCAAAACUAAGCCAGACGAAGAAUUACCAACAGAAUUACCAGGAGAAGAAGAGGAUCAACUUGUGAUAGGCGAAGGAGAAGAAAAACCUGCAGAAACUGCUCUAGUGCUUGAAGGUGAAAUUGUAGAAGAAACUACUACUAUAAAGAAAAUAAUGAAGAAGAAGAAGCCUAAAGAUGAAGAAGCGCCUGUACCAGAAAUGCCAGAACCGGAACUAGUGACACCUGAAACGGCUGAAAAGGAAGAAGUAGUAGUUGAGGAGACAACUGAAACCGUGAAGAAAAUCAAGAAAAAGAAACCAAAGGAUAAAGAAACUCCCACGCAGGAGUUAGACAAAUUGGUGCCAGAGCUAGAAGAGAUUCCAAAAUUACUCGAGAAGAAAAAACCUAUUCUGAUGACUGUGGAGCAUAAAGUGAUAGAAUGGCAAAAAGCGUCGGUGACUACUCCAGAGGAAGCAGUGAAACUUGCGGACAUAAAACUGAAAAAACCAAAGGUUCCCAGAAAGGUCGAGCCAAAAUCGGUCAAACUUCCGAAGUUCUUGCUCAAGAGCCGAAUUGUACAUGUAGAGUUUCCUCCAAAGCAAGAAGUAUUCCGGUUACCUUCUGUCAAGCAACUUCCUCCUGUCUAUAGAGAUAAUGGUAUACUGUCAAGGAAUAUGGCAGAAGCCGAAACUAUCAAAAAGAAACGACACCCUCGCGUUAAGGACAUCGAAAAAGAUAUUAAAGAGCUUGAAAAAAUAGACCUGGAGUUCGAAGAGAUCAAAAAGCAAGAGCUUGAAAAAGUAGACGACGAGUUCAAGUACGUCAAGAAACCUAAAGAGAAACCUGAAAAGAAAGAAGAUGAGAAAAAACUGAAGAUUGGAAAAGGAAAAGUUCCCGAACAGGCAGAAAAAGAAGAAAAGAUUACGUUAAAGAAGAUUCCUAAGAAGAAACUGGAACAAGCUGAUGAGGUUGAAAAGAAACCUCAGUUUGCUGAAUUCGAAGAAAUCGAGGAGCCAAAAGAAAAAGAAACAGAAACAACUGUAAAACCAUUUGAGCCUUUUGAUAUUGGCAGGGAGUCUCCAGAAUUAGAUAAAUAUGAGCCUGCACCUCCAGAAGCAGAAGAAGAGAAACCUGGCGUUGAAAAGAAGGUAAAGAAAGUCAAGAAACCAAAAGAAAAACCGAAGCCAGAUACCGAAGAGCUUCUGCUACAAAAAGGUGUACCUAAACCUGCCGAGGAAGAAGAAACGCCAGAUAUACAACUCAAGUAUAAACAGAAACCCAAACCAGAAGAAAAAGAAGAAGGAAUGGAAUUGAAGCCUUUCAAAAAAGAGGAAGAACAAGAAAUUCAUAAGCCCAGUGAGUAUCUGAUACAGCCUCAAACUUCCAAAAUUAUUUAUAUCAAAGAAGAUGAAGAAGAUGUUGAAGAAACGACAGUUGUAACGAAGAAGGUAAGAAAAGUGAAAAAGCCUAAGGAAAAUAAACAGGAAGAAGCACCACAGAUAAAGGAGCAUGCAGAAAUUUCAGAGGUCGUUAUUGAAGAACAACAAGAGGUUAUUGAAGAAAAACCAAGAGAGAUUGUGCCAGAAGUCAGCCCUGAGGUAGAGAAGGUUACAACAGAAAAAGUUAAAAGUGUUAAGAAACCUAAAAAGAAGGUUCCUGACGAGAUUGAAGAGCCUAAGGUUGAAAAAGAAAAGCAUAUUUUGAUGAAGAUUCAACGUAUUGAAGUUAAGAAACCCCAAAUUCCAGUGGUCACUGAAGUGAAGCCAGAAUUUGCUGAAAUAAAAUUGAAGAAGGCAAAGAUUCCGACACAGAAAAGGGUGUCUGAGGUAAAAGUACCGAAAGUUAUGCUUAAAAGUAGGAUGGAACUGCUCGGCUUUCCUCCUGAAACACAGAAAGAACAGAAGGCGGUCGUCACUGAGUUGGAACCAGUGUAUAGAGAUAACGGUAUAUUGUCCAGAAAUGUUGAUGAGGCAGCAACUGUGAAGCCAAAGAAAAAGAAACUUGUAAAACGCGUUAAAGAACUUGAAAAACUCGAUAAAGAGUUCGAGGAACUUAAGCAGCAACAGAAGCCAGAAGAAGUAGAUGAAGCCUUCAGAAAGAGACCGAAAAAGAAGUCAAAGGAGAAACCUGUGUUGAUGAAAAUAGUCAGGGUAGAAGUUGUCGCACAAAAGCCUAAAAUAGUUGAAAUUGAGCCAGAGAAAGUUAAUUUAGCUGAAAUAAAACUGAAGAAACCGAAAGCACCUCCGAAGAAGGAAGAUGCAGGUGUUAAAAUACCUAAAUUUAAACUGAAAAGUAGAAUCGUUUGGGUUGACUUCCCUCCAAUGUCUGAGGUACUACAAAAGCUCAAUGUGACUGAAAUGGAUGUUGUCAGAGAUAAUGGCAUUCUAUCUAGAAAUGUAGAAGAAGCGGAGAAAAUCAAGAAGACCAAAAUCAAAAAGAUCAAGAAGCCUAAGAAAGAGCUGACGGAGCUUGAGAAGCUGGAUCUUGAAUUUGAUGAACUCAAAAAGCAAGAGCUUGAAAAGAUAGAUGAUGCAUUUAAAUACCAAAGAAAACCUAAAGAAAAACCAGAGGAAUUGAAAGAAGAGAUCAAGCCUAUGAAGAUAGGUAAAGGUAAGAUACCUGAGGAGAAAGAUGAGCAUGAGGACAUCAAAUUGAAAAAGGUUAAACCAAAACCAACAGAAACUGAAGAAAUAGCUGAAGAAAAGCCGAAACCAAAGGUAGAGGAAACAGAAAAACCGAAAGUACCGGAGGAGGGAGAGUCAGUUAAAGGACCUAAAUUUGAACCAUUCGACAUCGAUCGGGAAGAUGUUGAUCUUCUUGACCGCGAGACAGCUUCUCCAGAGGAAGAAAGCAAAGAGAAAAUUCCUAAAGACAAAACAAAGUAUGUCAGAAAAAAGAAAGAAAAGCCCGCUCCUGAAGCUCCAGAACUUAUUAUUAAAAAGGGAGUUCCGAAAAAGCCAGACGAAGAAAAAGAGGAUGAAGUUACUUUCAAAAUACCUCGUAAAGACAAACCUAAAGAGGAUGUUGAAGACAUCAAGUUGAGACCAAUCAAAAAACCAGAAAAGAAAGAAGAGUAUAUUACUAUGGAAGUGGAAGGACCUGAAAAGCCUACACAAAAAGUUAUAGAAAUUAAACCAGACGAAAACGAAACUAUAACAAUUGAGAUCAAGGAUAAAGUUAAGAAAAAGGUCGUCAAGAAAAAGAAACCUGAAAAAGAACGAGCGUCUUCAGAGGAAGAAGCUCCUGAAGUAGUAACUGAAGAAGAAAUGAAACCUGAACCCACAAAAGAAGAGGUUGUGGAUGAGGCACCUAAAAAGAAGCCAAGCGAGGAAAAGGAAGAUGAAGUCACACCCAAAAUGCCACGUAAAGGAAAACCAGAACCAGAAGUGGAAGACAUUAAGUUGAAACCAUUUAAGAAGCCAGGAAAGGAGGAAGAGACCUUCACUGUAAAAGUAGAGGCUAUUGACAAACCAACGCAGAAGGUUAUUGAAAUCAAAGCAGACGAAGAAGAAUCCACUGAGAUAGAGAUAACGGAUAAAACGAAGAAGAAAGUGAUCAAGAAAAAGAAGCCCGAAAAAGAGAAGCUGCCUUCCGAAGAAGAGAAACCUGAACAGAUACGCGCUGAAGAAGAAACUCCUGUUUGGCCACAAGGAGGAGAGCAAGAAGAUAUACCUAAGCGUACGGAAAUUGAGGAGCGCGAACCAUCUGAAGAAAUUAGGAAGAAACCUGAAGCAGAGGCAGAGGUGACUCCAGCAGAAACGAAAUAUACAAAACCGGCGGAGGUACCUGAAAAAAUGGAGGAGAAGCCAAAGAAAGUUCAAAAACUCGUUGAAAAGAAAAAGAAAGGCGAAAUGCCAAAAUUUUUGCUCAAGAGCAGAAUUAAGUAUGUUGACUUCCCUCCUUUGUCUGAAGCAGAAACCAAACCGGUCGUAAGUACUUUGGAACCAGUUGUAAGGGACAACGGUGUACUGUCUAGAAACGUUGAGGAAGCAGCAAAGGUCAAACCCAAACGCAAGAAGCCAAAACUACCAGAUUUAGAAAAGCUUGAUAAGGAAUACGACGAAGCGAAGAAAGACAUCGAAAUGGUAGAUGAUGUAUUCAAAGCCAAGCCAGAGAAGAAGAAGAAAGCCAAGCCCAUCAAAAUGGAAGUUAUUCGUGUCAAUGUUACUGUCCAUAAGGCCAAAGUCGUAGAAAUCGUUCCUGAGAAGGUUAACCUGGCCGAAAUAAAGCUGAAGAAACCUAAGGCACCUCAGAAGCAAGAGCCAGAAGGUGUCAAAAUACCUAAGUUCAAACUAAAGAGUCGUAUAAAUUAUGUCGACUUCCCUCCUAUUACAGAGAUAUUACAGAAGCCACAAAUAACAGAAAUAGGUGCAGUACGUGAUAACGGAAUUAUAUCAAGGAACAUAGAAGAGGCUAAGAAGCUGAAAAAGAAAAAAGUAAAGAAGAUGAAGGAUAUAGAUAGGGACUUGGAAGAUUUAGAAAAGCUUGACUUGGAAUUUGAGGAACUCAAGAAGACAAAACCAGAAAAACUUGACGAAGCGUUCAAAUACGAAAGAAAACCUAAAGAAAAGCCGGAAGUUCCUGAAGAUGUAAUUGUUCCACUAAAAAUUGGCAAAGGAAAAGCUCCAGAAAAAACAGAGGAAGAAGAAGAAGUCAAACUCAAGCGAAGACCAGGAAAACUAGUAGAAGAAAGUCCUGAAGAUGUCGCGAAAGAGAAGAAAAUCAAGGUUGCACCUGGUGAAACAAAGGAAACUGAAGACAAAGCGAAAAUUGAAGGUCCUCCAUUUGAACCCUUCAAAUUCGAACGCGAAUCAUCUGAAAAACUUGAGCUUGAGCUGCCUGAGCAGGAGGAACCAGACACUGAUAAGCCUAAGAAGGACAAAUCCAAAUACAAACCCAAAAAGAAGGAAAAACCUGAACAGGAAACUGAAUCAAUGACAAUUACUAAAGGUAUGCCUAAACCUCCAUUUGAGGAAGAACAUCCGGAAGUUAAAUUCAAGAUUCCGAAAAAAGAUAAGCCUGAAGAACAACCUGAAGCAAUUACCUUGAAGCCAUUCAAAAAGGAAGAUGAAAAGAUUGAGUUCAAACCUGAAGUUGUAUUCGUAGAAUGGCAAACUACAAAAGUAGUGAUAAUUCCAAGGGAUGAGUCAAGUGAGGAAGAGGAAAUAAAGGUAGAGAAGAAGGUGAAGAAGAUAAUCAAGAAGAAGAAGAAGGACAAGCCUGAAGAAGAGAAACCAACUGAGGAGGAAAGGCCUGUAGAAGAGAAGCCUGUCGAAGAGCUGUUACCUGAAAAACUUGAAGAAGAAGAAGAUACUUCAACCGUGAUCUUAAAACGAAAGAAAUCUGUUCUAAAACCUGCAGAAGAAGAAGAAGCUCCAGAAGUCAAGCUGGUCCUUGAAAAACCAAGACCUUUGGAACCUGAAGAAGUCGAAGAAGUCGCGGCAGAACUGGUACUUAGGAAAGAAAAGCCAGUACCUAAGGCAGAGGAUGUCGAAGAACUAACUAUCAAGAAGCAACCAGAGGUUGAAGAAGAAGAAGAAGUUACCAUCCAAACAGUAACAAAGAAAAAGAUCAGGAAACCUAAAGAAGUGAAGCCAGAACAGGAGGAAGUCAAGCCUGUGGAAACUGCGGUUGAAGAGAUAAAACCACAAGACGUAGAAGCGCCAAAGCUGGAAGAAUUUGCUUCCGAAGAAGUAAAACCGUUAGAAGUUAAACCAGAGGAGAAAGUUGCUGAGGAGGAAACUCCCCAGCAAGUUGUCAUCAAAAAGAAAAAGGUUCCGAAGAAAGAAGUUGAAAGUACAGUAGAAGCUAAAAUGGCAUUACCUAAGAAAAAAGAGCAAGAAGAAAGUAAAGUAUCAGUAGAUACUGUUUUGAAAAUUAAACCUGAAGAAGCUCCAGAAGUACUCACUGAACCACUUGAUACUGAAGCUGAAUUUACGAUUGUGGAAAAACCAAAAGAUAAAGUACCUGAGACACCGGUGGAGGAAGUUACUGAGGAAAUUGUGAUCAAAAAGAAGAAAAAGAAGCCUGUGGUAACCGAAGAACCCGAAGCUGAGAUAACAUUAAAGAAGGGCAGUCCCAAAGAAGAUGAAACAGAAUAUACGGUGGAAGAAGCAGAGGUCACCAUCAAACCUAAGAAGAGGAAGCCUGCUGUAGAAGAAGUUGCUGCGGCUGAAAUAACAAUAAAGAAGGAACCAGAUGAAGAAUCUGGCGUAACCAUCGAAGAAAUUAUCGAAGAAAUACCUGAAAGAGAAGCAAAACCUGAUGAAGAAACUGCUGCUGUGAUAAAGUCUCCUAAAGAAGAAGAAGAAGAAGAGGUAGUAACUGUCAAAAAGACCAAGAAGAAACCUAAACCAAAAGACGAAGCAAAGGAUGAGGUAACGGUAAAAAAAGUGGUCCCUGUGCAAGAAGAUGAUGAAGAAGUUGAGGUUGCUUUCAAAUCUCCAAUUACGGAGGGGGAAGAGACCUUAAAAAUACCUAAGCCUAAGCCUAAACACGACGAUGAAGGAGAGGAUGAAGUUACUAUCAAGAAGAUAGUACCAAAAACAAAGAAAGAUGAAGAAGAAGAAACUGAAGCAGUCAUCAAACUGCCGGUAGAAGAAACAGAAGAAAAGGUACUUGUCAAGAAACCAAAGAAGAAAGUUAAACCCGAAGAUGAAGGAGAGGCUGAGAUAACUGUCAAAAAGGUAGUACCAGUUCCAAAGGACGAAUCUGAAGAAGAAACUGAAGAAACAGUCAAGCCGCCAGUAAAAGAGGUAGAGGAAGAAGUGACAAUCAAGAAGCCGAAGAAGAAGGUUAGACCUGUUGAUGAAGAAGAAGAUGGAUUAACAGUAAAAAGGAUACUGCCGGUUGCUAAAGACGAAAAAGAGAGUGAAUUCACUAUAAAGCCACCAGAUGAAGAAGUAGAAGGAGAAGUCACUAUCAAGAAACCUAAGAAGAAGGUCAAACCUGCUGAUGAAGCGGAGGCAGAAAUAACAGUCAAGAAAAUAGUACCUGUCCCUGAAGAUCAGGGUGAAGAGAAAGAUGAGAUCGAAGCAGAGGUUACAAUAAAGAAGAAGAAAGAAAAACCGGAUGAUGUUUCGGCUGACAUUAAAACCAAACCAGAGAAGAUAGCUGAAGCUAAAGAUGAUUCUGAUGAAAUCACGGUAAAGAGACUUAAACCAGUUAGAAGGCCAUCUGAACCAGAAGAAAAGGAAGAACCAGAGGUUGUUGAAACUGUAACGUUCAGACCCAAAAAGACCAAGAAGAAGGAGGAUGUCGAGCAAGAAUUCAAGAUAUCUUUGGAUUCUUACGCCGAAGAGGAAAUCACCCUAUCCACAAAAGUCAAAAUCAAGCCUAAGAAACAAAAAACAUUCUCUGAAGAAACAGCUGAGGAAUCUGUUAAGGUCACUCAAGAAGUAGAAGACGAAGGUCCUGCUAUUGAAGAAAUCAUCGAUGAAGGGUCUGCAGAUGAAGCGCCUGUUGAGGAUGAUGUGUCAGAGAGCUUCCAUGUUGCCUUCAAACGAAGACCAUCCAGGAAGUAUUCAGUGGUUGAAGAAGAUGAGGAAUCUAUCAGCUUCAAGCCACUGAAGAAAACUGAAGAAGUGGAAGCCGAAAGCGCUGUAGUCACGUUGAAGCCGAAGAGGAAGGAGUCCGUAGUGGUGGACCAGGAGGCUGCAUCGCUAAGUAUAGUUCAAGAAAAGGAAGAAGAAAUCGAAGUCAUCCAUGAAGAAGAAGUAGUCGAGGGAGAUAUUUACUACUGCAUCACCAUUUAUGAUGCUGAAGCAGACCAAGCAAUUGAUUUAGUAGAAGGCGAAAAGGUAUUCGUCAUAGACACUUCCGAUGACUCGGGAUGGUGGCUGGUCAAGAAGCAUUUGACUGAGGAGACGGGAUAUGCGCCAUCUAAGAUUCUCAUGACUGAAGAACAGUACACUCAGUACGUUCUAAGGAAGCUUAAUGAAAAAAUCGAUAAGCUACCUGUCCUAGAAAAACCUAAAGCGUCGGACAAAACUUCAGCGCCCAAAUUCACCAAGAAACUGCAACCAAUCACCACUCCCGAUGGAUACACAGUUCAGUUCGAAUGCAGUAUUGAAGGUUUUCCAAGACCUCAAGUCACCUGGUUCAGGCAAACCCAAAUUAUCAAAGAGUCGAAAGACUUCCGAAUAUUCUACAAUGAAGAAAACGUUGCUACUUUAGUCAUUAAGGAAGUCUUCCCGGAGGAUGCUGGAUCAUUUACCUGCGUGGCCAAGAAUUCAGUUGGGUUUGCUUCUUGUACCACUGAGCUGAUUGUCGAACAUCCACUAUCUCAACAUGGUACAGAUCUUAGUCCUAAAUCUAUAUCAAGAAAGAAAAUGUCAAGAACUACAACCACCUGUGAUAUAGUAGAAGGUAUUCCGCCUACUUUCACCAGGAAACCCAAACCACAAUGCAUUCCAGAAGAAGAAGAUAUUGCUGUGGAGAGCGUUUUGACAGCUGCCCCGCAACCUGAGAUUAAAUGGUACAAAAACGGUAAACGUAUCACAACGAAGAACAAUGUUACCAUUACAACCACAUCUGAAACACACACUUACUACAAGACUGUCUUGAAGAUCAAGAAGACUACCAAGAAGCAGGAAGGGCGUUACAAAAUCGUUGCGAAGAACACUGAAGGAGAAUCUUCAGUCGAGUUCACUUUGAAGGUCACCUCUAAGGACAAAGAACCUCCUGAGGUUGUAGAGCCUCUAGCUUCUCUAACUGUUAGAAAAGGUCAACCAAUAACUUUGAGCACAACGAUUGUAGGAAAUCCAACACCUACGAUUGAAUGGCUCAAAGAUGGCGAGCCCUUUAGUAGACCAACACCUAAGAAGAAUGGAGACACCUACACGUUGACCAUUGAUAGAACUAAACCAGAGAAUGCAGCGAAAUAUACUGUCAGGGCGAAGAAUCCCCUUGGAGAGGUUGAAACUACUGCUAAUUUGGCUGUAGAAGAGUUCCCAGACAAUGAGGAACCACCGCAAUUCACAAAACGCUUCGAAGAACAAAUUGUGCCAGAAAAAAGUCCAUUGGUGCUGCGUGCCAUGGUCACUGGCUACCCUAGACCUGAAGUCUAUUGGCUCAAGAACAACGAACCUAUCAAACCAUCAGAUCGCAUCAAGAUUAUUUACGAAGGUGAAAAUGUGGAGCUCUCCAUCACUGAAACCAACUCUGAACUGGAUACUGGCAACUACAAAUGCGUAGCCAUCAAUCAUGUGGGCAAAGCUAUAUGUGGAGCUAGGGUGUCUAUCGAAGUAGAAACUGUCAAAUUCACCAAACUGCUGAAAGAAACUUACGAAUCAUUGGAACGUGAAAAACUAGAAAUGGAAUGCGAAACCUCGCAUUCAGUCAGAACUAAGUGGUGGUUUAACGACACUGAAAUCAGUGGCAUGGACCAUCGUGUAGUGAUACAAGACGGUAGAACCCACAAGCUAGUAAUCAAGAACAUUUCCAAGAAAGACGAGGGUAAAUACAAGUGUACUGUAAAGAACCAGAAGACAGAAACCACAGUCAAGGUGAAGGAGCGUAAGCUGGAGUUCCUCAGAAAACUGCAAGAUCUGGAGAUUACAGAAAAGGAUACUGCUAUUCUAGAGGUUGAAAUUACGUCAGAUACAGCUGACGUAGUAUGGUAUAAGGACGGCAAAUUAGUCAAAGAUUCCGACAAGUUCGAAAAAGAGAAAAUCGGCGGUACUAGACGCCUAUUCGUUCGUUGCACCUCCAUUCACGAUGAAGGCGAGUACACUUGCACUUUACUAGAAGAAGAAUGCAAAGCAGAAAUGACUGUCAUCGAACUACCUCCUGAGAUAGUGACACCUCUCCAGGACCAGAAUGUCAACAAGGGCGAGAAGACGGAGUUCAACAUUGAACUGUCUAAGGGCGAUGCACUUGCCAGGUGGUACAAGGAUGGAAAAGAAAUUCAGUUCUCGGAUAGGAUCAAGUUAUCUAUUGACGGAAAAAGGCAGAAGUUGAUCAUUUAUGAUACACUGCCUGAGGAUGAAGGAGUCUAUUCUUGCGAGGUUGGAAAGCAAUCGUCCAAAGCCAAACUGACAGUGAUCGAUGUGACUUGCAUCUUCCUGAAACCCUUACCAGAAUACACUGUGGUUCCAAUCAACACAGAUGCUGAAUUCACCGUUGAAAUAUCCAGAGAAGACGCCGAGGUUACCUGGUGGUGUAACAACAAACGAAUUGAGAAAUCAGCCAAGUACAGCAUCUAUGAGGAACGAAAGGAAAGGAAGUUGAUCGUACACAAGACUACACAUGAAGAUGAAUAUGAAUACAUCUGUACAGUCGAGAAGUACCAGCUGAAGACUUCGUCGAAAUUGAAGAUUGGAGAUAAGCCAUCUCCACCUCGAGGCCCUCUAGAAGUGUCGGGAAUGAGCGACACCUCAUUCACGAUCGGCUGGCAACCUCCUGAAUCUGAUGGUGGAUCACCUAUCAUCGAGUACAUCGUCGAAAUGAAAGAGGCGACCUCGAAGAAGGGCUUCAAGAAAGUCGGCGCAACCAAAGCAGGUGUAACUGACCUGUCUAUCAACUACCUGGAGAAAGGACAUGGUUACAAGUUCAAGAUAACGGCUAGGAAUGAGAUUGGAGUCAGCGACCCUUACUGCCCCGAAGAAACUAUCACUGCUGGUUCCAGAAUGAGGAUACAAUAUCAUUUCGAAAAGAAUGACGAGACAUUCUACUUACUGUUUGGUGUAUUUCCUCCUUCUGAAAUUAAGCACAAAUCACCCCCUUCGGCUCCAACAAACCUCAAAGUAAAAGAUCUCACGAACCGCACGGCGACCAUCACCUGGGAACCACCUCUAGAAGACGGCGGUACCGAAAUAACUGGCUACAUCAUAGAAAAGAAACUGGAAUACAUGCCCAAAUGGGAAAAAGUGUAUACUCUGGAGGCCGCCACGCUUGAGUACACCUUUGAGAACCUCAAGGAGAAGAGCGAUUAUAAAUUUAGGGUGCUCGCGGAAAAUGCUAUUGGUGUAGGUCCACCAGCUACGACAGAAGACGUACAAAUGAGAACGCAUGCAACUGUGCCCUCUCCGCCAACCGGUCCCCUCGAAAUCCGAACAAUCGGCCCCAAUGCAAUCGUGGUCGAAUGGGGCGUCCCAGAAUGGGAUGGAGGAGCUCCGCUCCUGGGCUACAACAUCGCCAUCAAAGAUACUAAGAAGACCAUGUGGAUGGAAAUAGGCAAGACGCUGAAGGGCGUGCUGAAGUUCACCAUCAGGGACCUGCAGGAGGAUCAUGAUUAUGACAUCAGGAUAUUCGCUAGGAAUGAGAUUGGACUCAGUAACCCGCUGGAUAGUGAUGAGCCGUUCAAGGUGCCUGCUGCUGCAGAAACUGACCAGGAAGACUUUAGAGAAGUAACAGAAAGAGAACCUGCAUCGUAUAGCACUGAAACCUCUACUUCUUGGCUAAGAGACAACAGCAUGGAUGCAGACAUUGUUUCCUACUCUAAGGGAGAAUUACUGAAGAAGGACGAGUACUUCUUCCGUAUUUGGUGCUAUGCCACCAAAUUGUUCAAAGAUUAAGACUUGCUUACUAUUCCCGAUAAGAUGUAUAUAUUUUAUAAACCGACAUUUGUAGUUUUUUAACUGAUAGACUUUGUCAAUGGUUCAACUUGUAAUGAAUUUGCGCUGAAAUAAUAUACAAUCAUUUGCGAAUUGCGAGCGUGAAUUCAUUAAUUUAAAUAAAAAACGGUUUUAGCGCAAGUUCAAUAUAAGUUGCAACUUUUAUAAUUUAAGGAUACUGUGAUACUGAUUAUGAUAAAAAAAAAGUGAGUGAUGUACCUCACAAAUCGACUAUACGAAAUGUUUCAAUGAGAAUUUUUAUGCUGUGUACAUUAUAAUCAUAGACGGAAGAUAAUUUUGUUUUGUUUUAUUUCUUGAUUUUACUAUAUUAUGCUAUAUUUUUUAUUUGUAAGUUACAUCUAGUUUAGUUUCAUGAAACCAACUAUAUCAGAGAGACAAUAUAGGUGCAGAUUUAUCCAUUAAACGUUGGUUUUAUAAAACAAAACAUUCGUUAUAAUAAAUUAUCGAUUAUUGAUUAUA
This is a messenger RNA of Acanthoscelides obtectus, 63274 nucleotides long. NCBI's taxonomy places the organism in Eukaryota, Metazoa, Arthropoda, Insecta, Coleoptera, Chrysomelidae. The record is from the annotation of a GenBank genome assembly.